AUGGAUGACAAGGCCUCGGUGGGGAAAGUUAGCGUGUCGUCCGACUCAGUGUCCACCCUGAACAGUGAGGACUUUGUGCUGGUGUCGCGGCUGGGGGACGACACCCCAGGCUCCUCCAUUAAUAACGGUAGCGAUGACGAAAAGACAGGACUGAAGGUAAGACAAAAGAAAGAGUGCCUGGGUGAGUGGACAGAAUCCUAACAUGCCUGGUCCCAAUUCACUCACGCCCUUCCCUUUCACCUAUAGCCUGGGUGCCAGUCUGUUGCUGCUCUCUUGACAACUCCUUAUGGAAAUUGUCAUGCCAAACAUUGCUUGGCUUGACAAUGACAAAUGGAGUAGACAAACAGAUCUGGGACCAGGCCCUAAGCCCCUACCUAACCCUGUGAUGUUUGCACUGCAGAUCUGAAGUUCCUGGGUAGGUGUAGGCCUAAGCAAUGCAGUGAUGGAGUUUUUUUAAUGUAACAUUUAUUUUGACAGGGAGUCAUGCUGAUACCAAGGUCUCUUUGACAGAUGAGCCCUGUAAUUACACAAAUAUGCACAAAAAUAUACACAUCAAUACACUUUAAGUGGAUGGGGACAUUGCCCUGUGUAGGGUGCCGUCUUUCGGAUGGGACGUUAAACGGGUGUCCUGACUCUCUGUGGUAAUUUAAAGAUCCAAUGGCACUUAUCGUAAGGGUAGGGGUGUUAACCCCAUUGACCAUGCUAAAUUCCCUUAUACCGUCAUGGCCACCUGAUCAUCCCCAGCUUCCAUUUGGCUCAUUCAUUCCCGCUCCUUUCCCCUGUAACUAUUCCCCAGGUUGUUGCUGUAAAUGAGAAUAUGUUCUCAGUCAACUUACCUGGUAAAAUAAGGGUAAAAUAAAGAAAGAAAACUAUGAAAAGCUAAACAGAGACAUAAACAUAGAAAACAAACACAUUCUUCAGUGAAAUGGUCCUCAAUGAGCCAUCUGAAUGGUCCUCAAUGAGCCAUCUGAAUGGUCCUCAGUGAGCCAUCUGAAUGGUCCUCAAUGAGCCAUCUGAAUGGUCCUCAAUGAGCCAUCUGAAUGGUCCUCAAUGAGCCAUCUGAAUGGUCCUCAAUGAGCCAUCUGAAUGGUCCUCAAUGAGCCAUCUGAAUGGUCUUCAGUGAGCCAUCUGAAUGGUCCUCAAUGAGCCAUCUGAAUGGUCCUCAGUGAGCCAUCUGAAUGGUCCUCAAUGAGCCAUCUGAAUGGUCUUCAGUGAGCCAUCUGAAUGGUCCUCAAUGAGUCAUCUGAAUGGUCUUCAGUGAGCCAUCUGAAUGGUCCUCAAUGAGCCAUCUGAAUGGUCUUCAGUGAGCCAUCUGAAUGGUCCUCAAUGAGCCAUCUGAAUGGUCUUCAGUGAGCCAUCUGAAUGGUCUUCAGUGAGCCAUCUGAAUGGUCCUCAGUGAGCCAUCUGAAUGGUCCUCAGUGAGCCAUCUGAAUGGUCCUCAGUGAGCCAUCUGAAUGGUCCUCAAUGAGCCAUCUGAAUGGUCCUCAGUGAGCCAUCUGAAUGGUCUUCAGUGAGCCAUCUGAAUGGUCCUUAAUGAGCCAUGUGAAUGGUCUUCAAUGAGCCAUCUGAAUGGUCCUCAAUGAGCCAUCUGAAUGGUCCUCAAUGAGCCAUCUGAAUGGUCUUCAGUGAGCCAUCUGAAUGGUCCUCAAUGAGCCAUCUGAAUGGUCUUCAGUGAGCCAUCUGAAUGGUCCUCAAUGAGCCAUCUGAAUGGUCUUCAGUGAGCCAUCUGAAUGGUCCUCAGUGAGCCAUCUGAAUGGUCCUCAAUGAGCCAUCUGAAUGGUCCUCAGUGAGCCAUCUGAAUGGUCCUCAAUGAGCCAUCUGAAUGGUCUUCAGUGAGCCAUCUGAAUGGUCCUCAAUGAGCCAUCUGAAUGGUCUUCAAUGAGCCAUCUGAAUGGUCCUCAAUGAGCCAUCUGAAUGGUCUUCAGUGAGCCAUCUGAAUGGUCCUCAGUGAGCCAUCUGAAUGGUCCUCAAUGAGCCAUCUGAAUGGUCUUCAGUGAGCCAUCUGAAUGGUCCUCAAUGAGCCAUCUGAAUGGUCCUCAAUGAGCCAUCUGAAUGGUCCUCAAUGAGCCAUCUGAAUGGUCCUCAAUGAGCCAUCUGAAUGGUCUUCAGUGAGCCAUCUGAAUGGUCCUCAAUGAGCCAUCUGAAUGGUCUUCAAUGAGCCAUCUGAAUGGUCUUCAGUGAGCCAUCUGAAUGGUCCUCAAUGAGCCAUCUGAAUGGUCUUCAAUGAGCCAUCUGAAUGGUCUUCAGUGAGCCAUCUGAAUGGUCUUCAGUGAGCCAUCUGAAUUGCCCUAAAGGCACCAAAUCAUCCAAUUUGAGAGUUUUGGAGAUUAUUCCACAAGUUCCACAGCAUGCACAUCACUGACAACCUGAAAUGGUCACUUCACACAGACGGCGUGGUGAAGAAGCGCCUCUUCAACCUCAGGAGGCUGAAGAAAUGUGUCUUGGUCCCUAAGACCCUCACGAGCUACUACAGACACACCAUUGAGGACAUCAUGUCAGGCUGUACACCGCCUGGUACGGAAAUAGCACUGUCCCCAACCGCAGGGCUCUCCAGUUCUAGAUGGUACCCACCCGGUCCUCCACCCUGCACCUUAGUGACUGCUGCCCUGAACACAUUGAACACUGGUCACUUUAAUAAUGUUUACAUACUGUUUCCACCACUUUAUAUGUAGAUACUGUAUUCUAGUCAUGGCUCCUCCUAUAUAACUUUUUCCUCUUUUUAUUUUUUCUUGAUUAUGUGUGUAUUGUUUUUUUUUUUAUUGCUAGGUAUUACUGCACUGUUGGAGCUAGAAACACAAGCAUUUAGCUAGGUGUUACUGCACUGUUGGAGCUAGAAACACAAGCAUUUAGCUAGGUGUUACUGCACUGUUGGAGCUAGAAACACAAGCAUUUAGCUAGGUGUUACUGCACUGUUGGAGCUAGAAACACAAGCAUUUAGCUAGGUGUUACUGCACUGUUGGAGCUAGAAACACAAGCAUUUAGCUAGGUGUUACUGCACUGUUGGAGCUGGAAACACAAGCAUUUAGCUAGGUGUUACUGCACUGUUGGCGCUAGAAACACAAGCAUUUAGCUAGGUGUUACUGCACUGUUGGAGCUAGAAACACAAGCAUUUAGCUAGGUAUUACUGCACUGUUGGCGCUAGAAACACAAGCAUUUAGCUAGGUGUUACUGCACUGUUGGAGCUAGAAACACAAGCAUUUAGCUAGGUGUUACUGCACUGUUGGAGCUAGAAACACAAGCAUUUAGCUAGGUGUUACUGCACUGUUGGAGCUAGAAACACAAGCAUUUAGCUAGGUGUUACUGCACUGUUGGAGCUAGAAACACAAGCAUUUAGCUAGGUGUUACUGCACUGUUGGAGCUAGAAACACAAGCAUUUAGCUAGGUGUUACUGCACUGUUGGAGCUAGAAACACAAGCAUUUAGCUAGGUGUUACUGCACUGUUGGAGCUAGGUAUUAUUGCACUGUUGGAGCUAGAAACACAAGCAUUUAGCUAGGUGUUACUGCACUGUUGGAGCUAGAAACACAAGCAUUUAGCUAGGUGUUACUGCACUGUUGGAGCUAGAAACACAAGCAUUUAGCUAGGUGUUACUGCACUGUUGGAGCUAGAAACACAAGCAUUUAGCUAGGUGUUACUGCACUGUUGGAGCUAGAAACACAAGCAUUUAGCUAGGUGUUACUGCACUGUUGGAGCUAGAAACACAAGCAUUUAGCUAGGUGUUACUGCACUGUUGGAGCUAGAAACACAAGCAUUUAGCUAGGUGUUACUGCACUGUUGGAGCUAGAAACACAAGCAUUUAGCUAGGUGUUACUGCACUGUUGGAGCUAGGUAUUAUUGCACUGUUGGAGCUAGAAACACAAGCAUUUAGCUAGGUAUUACUGCACUGUUGGAGCUAGAAACACAAGCAUUUAGCUAGGUGUUACUGCACUGUUGGAGCUAGAAACACAAGCAUUUAGCUAGGUAUUACUGCACUGUUGGAGCUAGAAACACAAGCAUUUAGCUAGGUGUUACUGCACUGUUGGAGCUGGAAACACAAGCAUUUAGCUAGGUGUUACUGCACUGUUGGAGCUAGAAACACAAGCAUUUAGCUAGGUAUUACUGCACUGUUGGAGCUAGAAACACAAGCAUUUAGCUAGGUGUUACUGCACUGUUGGAGCUAGAAACACAAGCAUUUAGCUAGGUGUUACUGCACUGUUGGAGCUAGGUAUUAUUGCACUGUUGGAGCUAGAAACACAAGCAUUUAGCUAGGUAUUACUGCACUGUUGGAGCUAGAAACACAAGCAUUUAGCUAGGUGUUACUGCACUGUUGGAGCUAGAAACACAAGCAUUUAGCUAGGUAUUACUGCACUGUUGGAGCUAGAAACACAAGCAUUUAGCUAGGUGUUACUGCACUGUUGGAGCUGGAAACACAAGCAUUUAGCUAGGUGUUACUGCACUGUUGGAGCUAGAAACACAAGCAUUUAGCUAGGUAUUACUGCACUGUUGGAGCUAGAAACACAAGCAUUUAGCUAGGUGUUACUGCACUGUUGGAGCUAGAAACACAAGCAUUUAGCUAGGUAUUACUGCGCUGUUGGAGCUAGAAACACAAGUAUUUAGCUAGGUAUUACUGCGCUGUUGGAGCUAGAAACACAAGCAUUUAGCUAGGUGUUACUGCACUGUUGGAGCUAGAAACACAAGCAUUUAGCUAGGUGUUACUGCACUGUUGGAGCUAGAAACACAAGCAUUUAGCUAGGUGUUACUGCACGGUUGGAGCUAGAAACACAAGCAUUUAGCUAGGUGUUACUGCACUGUUGGAGCUAGAAACACAAGCAUAUUGCUAGGUGUUACUGCAUUGUUGGAGCUAGGUAUUACUGCACUGUUGGAGCUAGAAACACAAGCAUUUAGCUAGGUAUUACUGCACUGUUGGAGCUAGAAACACAAGCAUUUAGCUAGGUGUUGCUGCCUUGUUGGAGCUAGAAACACAAGCAUUUAGCUAGGUAUUACUGCACUGUUGGAGCUAGAAACACAAGCAUUUAGCUAGGUAUUACUGCACUGUUGGAGCUAGAAACACAAGCAUUUAGCUAGGUGUUACUGCACUGUUUGAGCUAGAAACACAAGCAUUUAGCUAGGUGUUACCGCACUGUUGGAGCUAGAAACACAAGCAUUUAGCUAGGUGUUACUGCACUGUUGGAGCUAGGUAUUACGGCACUGUUGGAGCUAGAAACAUAAGCAUUUCGCUGCACCUGCGAUAACAUCUGCAAAUCAGUAUACGCAACCAAUAAAAUUUGAUUUGAUUUGAAGAAAGCCUAACUAUAUUGCUUAGGCCGGUCCUACCCCUUGCAGAUCUGCAAAGUGCAAACAAAAAAAGGGUUAAAGCCAAGGGGAAGGGAUGGGGAGCGAAUUGGGACAGGUGUGUGGAACAUUCUGUCUUGAUAGUCAACUCACCUGAAUAUCAAGGCCUCAAUCAGUGACUGAUUGAAAUGUAACUGUAACCGCAUCAAUGCAGCAUCACACUAUCAGUAGCAGAAACGUCUGCCUUCUCCGACCACUGAUGUUAAACUACCAUGGAAUUCAGUGUCAAAUCACCCUAUUUGACUAAAGCUCUCAUUCCCCUUCCAAUGCACGCACUCACUCACUCUCAUACUUUAGCUAAUCAUCUGAGAAACCCAUUCCAUGCUUUGCCCUUAUUAACUUAUCCUCACCAACUACAACUAGGCUACCUCCUCUGUUAAGACUUCAAUAUUUGUCCUCCCAUUUGUUUGUUGUGGAUAUAGGCCUACUGUUUAUUAGGGCUGUGACGGUCAUGGAAUUUUGGAUGACUGCGGCCUCCGUAAUAACCGCUUGAAUAGCAAAAAUUAAAUAACAAAUAUUUUUUAGGCGCACAUGUUCUCCUUUCCUCCGCUCCUGACUGCAUGUGCUGCCAUUAGAAAUAGAAUGACUAGAACGGGCGUCCCCGUUCAAAUCAAUAAUGGCAUAAUGGGUGGACUGGCGGCCAUUGUGAGUGUACCCAUAGGAGCAAAGCAGGAAGUGUACCCAUCCAUAUGUGCUGUGAUUUGUUGAUUCAACUCAACUGACAUUACAAAAAAUACAUUCCAUUGCAUGAGCCACAUCAUUUAAAAUCAUUUGAAUGAAAAUUCUACAUUACCAUGGAAAUUAUUGCAUCACAAUACCAGGCAGCCAUUGUGAGUGUACCUAUGAGUUUACCAGUGAAAUUGCCAAGGUUAGAGGUUCCAAGCCCAUUCUAUUCAUCGUUUGCUACAACACCUUGCUUGUUUCAGCAAGGGGCAACAAAGUUUCAUCACACUGUUACGAGUCCAUGUUAUCGCAGAAACGGACUCAACCGUACGAAUGCGUGGCUGUCCCGUCUUCAGUCAGCAGUUUAUUUGGGGGGGGGGAAUGGUUAGAGAUUUGUUUUUUUUUGGGGGGGGGGGGGGUGGGGGGGGGGGGUGGGUUUAUGACAGUUAUUUUAUUUUCAUGACGGUCUUUAUCCAUAACCGUCGGUUACACGGUUAUACAGUAAUUGUGCCAGCCCUACUGUCCAUGUGGGUCUGUACCAUUUAAGCAACUGUCUAAGGGAAAGCUAGCCUUCAGUACAUUUUCAUUAGCCUAUAUUCAGUGUCAGUACAGCGCAUCCAUUAAGAGGAGAGGAAGCCAAUGAUGUACUGUAAAUAAACAUGAAUACACUGUACUCUAUGUAUGUCUAUGGAGGAAGCUGCUGAGGGCAGAGAUUCAGGAGGAUGGAUGGAGCUUCUUCAUCACUCCUGUGUGUCUCUAUGGUGUCAGGUUGCCUGGGCUGGGUGAGGGAAUUAUUGUCCAUUUAAGAUUUUCAUCUUUCUCUCUCCCCCUCUCUCUCUUUCUGUCUUUGUCCCUGUGUCUCUUUCCCACUCUCUCUGUCUCACUCUCCAUGCUAACAAACACUUACUGUACAGGUUAUCAGGCUGUAGGUCACAUCCCAGUGAUCACAAGUCAUUCUGGCAGUCUUCUGUGUAUUUAUCGCCUAAUGUUUAUAAAAUAUACAGUACCAGUCAAAGGUUUGGACACCUACUAAUUCCAGGGUUUUUCUUCAUUAUUACAAUUUUUUACAUUGUAGAAUAAUAGUGAAGACAUCAAAACUAUGAAAUAACACAUAUGGAAUCAUGUAGUAACCAAAAAAGUGUUAAACAAAUCUAAAUAUAUUUUAUAUUUGAGAGUAGCCACACUUUGCCUUGAUGCCAGCUUUGCACACUCUUGGCAUUCUCUCAACCAGCUGCAUGAGGUAGUCACCUGGAAUGCAUUUCAAUUAACAGGUGUGCCUUGUUAAUUUGUGGAAUUUCUUUCCUUCUUAAUGCAUUUGAGCCUGUCCGUUGUGUUGUGGCAAGGUCGGGUUGGUAUACAGAAGAUGGCCCUAUUAGAUAAAAGACCAAGUCCAUAUUAUGGCAAGAACAGCUCAAAUAAGCAAAGAGAAACGACAGUCCAUCAUUACUUUAAGACAUGAAGGUCAGUCAAUUCCGGAAAAUUUCAAGAACUUUGAAAGUUUCUUCAAGUGCAGUUUCAAAAAAAUAUCAAGCGCUAUGAUGAAACUGGCCCUCAUGAGGACCGCCACAGGAAAGGAAGACCCAGAGUUACCUCAUGUGCAGAGGAUAAGUUCAUUAGUUACCAGCCUCAGAAAUUGCAGCCCAAAUAAAUGCUUCACAGAGUUCAAGUAACAGACACAUCUCAACAUCAACUGUUCAGAGGAGACUGCGUGAAUCAGGCCUUCAUGGUCGAAUUGCUGCAAAGAAACUGCUACUAAAGGACACCAAUAAGAAGAAGAGACUUGCUUGGGCCAAGAAACACGAGCAAUGGACAUUAGACCGGUGGAAAUCUGUCCUUUGGUCUGAUGAGUCCAAAUUUGAGAUGUUUGGUUCCAACCGCCGUGUCCUUGUGAAAUGCAGAGUAGGUUAACGAUGAUCUUCGCAUGUGUGGUUCCCACCGUGAAGCAUGGAGGAGGAGGUGUGAUGGUGUGGGGGUGCUUUGCCGGUGACACUGUCAGUGAUUUAUUUAGAAUUCAAGCACACUUAACCAGCAUGGCUACCACAGCAUUCUGCAGCGAUACGCCAUCCCAUCUGGUUUGUGCUUAGUUGGACUAUCAUUUGUUUUUUAACAGGAAAAUGACCGAACACACCUCCAGGCUGUGUAAGGGCUAUAUGACCAAGGAGAGUGAUGGAGUGCUGCAUCAGAUGAUCUGGCCUCCACAAUCACCCGACCUCAACCCAAUUGAGAUAGUUUGGGAUGAGUUGGACCGAAGAGUGAAGGAAAAGCAGCCAACAAGUGCUCAGCAUAUGUGGGAACUCCUUCAAGACUGUUGGAAAAGCAUUCCAGGUGAAGCUGGUUGAGAGAAUGCCAAGAGUGUGCAAAGCUGUCAAGGCAAAGGGUGGCUACUUUGAAAAAUCUAAAAUCUAUUUUGAUUUGUUUAACACUUUUUUGGUUACUACAUGAUUCCAUAUGUGUUAUUUCAUAGUUUUGAUGUCUUCACUAUUAUUCUACAAUUUAGAAAAUAGUAAAAAUAAAGAAAAACCCUUGAAUGAGUAGGUGUGUCCAAACUUUUGACUGGUACUGUAUACAGUGCAUUCGGAAAGUAUUCCCUCAUCAAUCUACACACAAUACCCCAUAAUGACGGGCGGCAGGUAGCUUAGUGGUUAAGAGCGUUCUAAUCCCCGAGCCGACUAGGUGAAAAAUCUGUCUGUGCCCUUGCGCAAUGCACUUAACCCUAAUUGCUCAUGUAAGUCGCUCUGGAUAAGAGCGUCUGCUAAAUGACUAAAAUGUAAACAAAAAAAAAAAAGGGGGGGUUUUGGGUUUCCCCCCCCCGGGGGGGGGGUUUUUUUUGGGGGGGGGCCCCCCCUUUUUUUUAAAAACCCAAAACCCCCCAAAAAAAAUUUUAAAAAAAAAACCCCCUUUUUUUUUUUUUUGGGAAAAAAAAAGGGAAAAAAUUUAAAGGGUUGGGGCCCCCAAAAUUUUGGGUGGCCCCGGGGGGCCCCCCCUUCCCCCCCUUUUUUUUUUUAAAAGGUUUCCCCAAAAGGGGAAAAAAAAAUUUUUAAAAAAAAUUUUUUUUUUGUUUUGGAAGGGGGGAAAUUGGUUUUUUUUUUUGGGGGGGUUUUUGGGGGGAAAAAAAUUUAAAUUAAAAAAAUUUUUUUUUUUUUUUUUAAAAAUUUUUGGUUUUUUUUUUUUGGGGGGGAUUUUUUUGUUUUUUUUUUUUUUUUUUUUUUAAAAAAAAAAAAAAAAAAGGGGGGGGUUUUUUCCCCUUUUUUUUUUUUUUUAAAAAAUUUUUUUUUUUUAAAAAAAAAUUUUUUUUUUUAAAAAAAAAAAAGGGGGGGUUUUUUGUUUUUUUUUUUGGGCCUUCCCUUUUCAUUUUGGGUUUUUUUUUUGGGGUUUUUUUUUUUUUUUUUUUUUUGGGGGGGAAAAUUUUUUUUUUUUUUUUAAAAAAAAGGGGGUUUAAAAAAAUUUUUGGUUUUUAAUUUUUUUUUAUUUUUUUUUUUUGGGGAAAAAAAACCCCCCCUUUUUUUGGGGUUGGGAAAAAACCGGCCCCGGGGGGGCCCCCCCCUUUUUUUUUUUGGGUUUGGUUUUUUUGGGGGGGAAGGUUUUUUUCCCCCCCCUUUUUAAAAAUUUUUAAAUUUGGGGGGGAAAAAAAAAAAAUUUUCCCUUUUUUUUAAAUUUUUUUGGGGGCCCUCGGGUUUUUUUUUUUGGGGGCCCCCUUUUUUUCCCCCCCCCCCCCCCCCCCCCCCCCCCCCGGGUUUUUCCCCCCCCCCCCCCCCCCCCCCCCCCCCUGAGGGCCAGGUUUCCUCCAGACGUGACGCUUGGCAUUCAGGCCAAAGAGUUCAAUUUUGGUUUCAUCAGACCAGAGAAUCUUGUUUCUCAUGGUCUGAGAGUCUUUAGGUGCCUUUUGGCAAACUCCAAGUGGGCUGUCGUGCCUUUUACUGAGGAGUGUCUUCCGUCUGGCCACUCUACCAUAAAGGCCUGAUUGGUGGAGUGCUCUGUCAAGAUUGACCACAGAGGAACUCUGGAUCUCUGUCAGCGUGACCAUCGGGUUCUUGUUCACCUCCCUAGACAGGAGUGUGCCUUUCCAAAUCAUGUCCAAUCAAUUUAAUUUACCACAGGUGGACUCCAAUCAAGUUGUAGAAACCUCUUAAGGAUUAUCAAUGGAAACAGGAUGCACCUGAGCUCAAUUUCGAGUCUCAUAGCAAAGGGUAUGAAUACUUAUGUAAAUAAGGUAUUUCUGUUUUUUAAUUGUAAUACAUUUGCAAAAAUUUCUAAAAACCUGUUUUCACUUUGUCAAUAUGGGUUAUUGUGUGUAGAUUGAGGAAGAACAUUUAAUUAAUCAAUUUUAGAAUAAGGCUGUAACGUAACAAAAUGUGGAAAAAGUCAAGGUGUCUGAAUACUUUUUGAAAGCACUUUGUAUAUAGUAAGAAUAUUAUGUUUGUUAACAUUUAUGUUAAUGUUAGUUUACCCUUAAAUGUUUUAUUUUACUUGGUGCCUCUUUGGACAGACCCAUGUUGUGAUGAUGUGGUGUUCUGAAGACACCAGCAGGUGGCGCUAGUGGACUGCUGAAAUGACUUUACCCAACAAGUCUGGGGCAGGCCACUCAGUUUUCUUGGGUUGAGAUAGAAGAAGACAUUUCCACUGUACACAUCAUCACCAUAUCUAUUAAUAAGCUAAAUUGAUUAGAAAACAAACAUCCCUAUUCUUCCACGCGCUUCUCCCCAAGCCCACACAAGGUAGUUGAGGAAGGAUGUAGCACUGGGUGUCUAAAUGUGUUGUUUGUUACGCAGGUGAUUUCUGAGGAAGGGGUCAGCUUUAAGGUCAGUUUUAUAUCUCUGUCUCUUUCUCUCUUUCUCCCUCUCUGUGCUGUGAUUAUGUGGUGACACUGUCUGUGCUCGGUGACGCUCUAAGUGUUUUUGAUUGGCUGUUGAAUGAUUUGAUUGCCCUAGCUUGUCUUGUGAUGAGGUAGCAGCUAGCUCUGGUGCAAGUUCUUGUUCUAACUAUCAGUCCCAGGCUUUAGGGCCAGAUCCCCAGUCAGUCACCUAGCAACCCCUCCUGAGUACCGCCCCCCUUGCAGCUUUGUCUGCCACUGGGUGUGAUGUGCUGUCAGGCUGCAGCUGUAGGCUGAGGACUAUGCUUUGCACUCUUCAUUAGUUAGUGUUGCAGUUUGUUUGCCCCUCUGUUACUGUAAGGUCAUCCUUUGCUUAGCUUCUGUCAGCUCAAUGAAUUUGGCACCUGUAGUUAGUGAGAAUAUGCUUUCUCUUCGAUAGGCUACAAUUUGUAAGCAGACAGACCAGAAGUAGUUUCUAGACACUUGUUAACCAACCUGCAGUGAUCUAAUUGAUUCACAAUACUAAAUUAAUUCACAUACUAAUCUAAUCACCUAUUACUUCGAGUGCUUCCUCUGUUUGAUAAGUCGCUUUUCCCUUUCAAUUCUCUUAUCAAUCACUUGGAGAGAAUCUCAAGAUCAGUAUAAAAUGUUAAACCUAGCCAUUCAGUUAAUUGGGGGGGGGGGGGAAGUUACUGAGGUUGAUGAACUGUUUCUUAGGUAGCUUGAUGAAUGAUAAUGAACCUUGUAUUUUGACCAAAUUCCAAUCUGUGUCUGGCUUUGGGAUUCUCUGUGUGUUUGUAUGUGUCCCUCCGUCCAUCUGACCGUGUGUGUCCGUGUGUGUGUGUGUGUGUGUGUUUGACAACAGAUUGUGGGGAACGGCAGUGAGCAGCAGCUGCAGAAGGAGCUGGAGGAUGUUCUGAUGGACCCCUCUGUAGCUGAGCAGAUUCUGAGCGGUGGGGGUAGUGGUGGUGGCUUGGGAGACCAGGUGGAAGGGGGGCACCAUGUGUCCCACCCCACCACAGCAGCACCACCCCAGUCCGAGCCCCAACUGUGCCCUGAUUCCCUCAGCGAUUCCCUCGGUGACCCCCUCAGCACCCCGCCAAAAGUUGAGAUGGUUCUGCCCGUCCAAUCCGCACAAGGUGCACAGGAGAGCGAGCUGAAUGAACGAUCGUACCGUGGUGAGUGAGAGCAAGGAUACCAAAUUAAUCCCUACUCCAGGGGUAGGCAAACUUUUUGGCUCGAGGGCCACAUCGGGGUUUCGAAAUUCAACAAUUUUUUUUACGGAUUUGUUUGUCAAAAUGUAUUUGCGGUCCAGAAAAGGGGCUCUUAUUGGAAAAUAUAUAGGUACAGUGAGGGAAAAAAGUAUUUGAUCCCCUGCUGAUUUUGUACGUUUGCCCACUGACAAAGAAAUGAUCAGUCUACAAUUUUAAUGGUAGGUUUAUUUGAACAUUGAGAGACAGAAUAACAACAAAAAAAUCCAGAAAAACGCAUGUCAAAAAUGUUAUAAAUUGAUUUUCAUUUUAAUGAGGGACAUAAGUAUUUGACCCCCUCUCAAUCAGAAAGAUUUCUGGCUCCCAGGUGUCUUUUAUACAGGUAACGAGCUGAGAUUAGGAGCACACUCUUAAAGGGAGUGCUCCUAAUCUCAGUUUGUUACCUGUAUAAAAGACACCUGUCCACAGAAGCAAUCAAUCAAUCAAUCAGAUUCCAAACUCUCCACCAUGGCCAAGACCAAAGAGCUCUCCAAGGAUGUCAGGGACAAGAUUGUAGACCUACACAAGGCUGGAAUGGGCUACAAGACCAUCGCCAAGCAGCUUGGUGAGAAGGUGACAACAGUUGGUGCGAUUAUUCGCAAAUGGAAGAAACACAAAAGAACUGUCAAUCUCCCUCGGCCUGGGGCUCUAUGCAAGAUCUCACCUUGUGGAGUUGCAAUGAUCAUGAGAACGGUGAGGAAUCAAGCCAGAACUACACAGGAGGAUCUUGUCAAUGAUCUCAAGGCAACUGGGACCAUAGUCACCAAGAAAACAAUUGUUAACACACUACGCCGUGAAGGACUGAAAUCCCGCAGCGCCCGCAAGGUCCCCCUGCUCAAGAAAGCACAUAUACAGGCCCGUCUGAAGUUUGCCAAUGAACAUCUGAAUGAUUCAGAGGAGAACUGGGUGAAAGUGUUGUGGUCAGAUGUGACCAAAAUCGAGCUCUUUGGCAUCAACUCAACUCGCCGUGUUUGGAGGAGGAGGAAUGCUGCCUAUGACCCCAAGAACACCAUCCCCACCGUCAAACAUGGAGGUGGAAACAUUAUGCUUUGGGGGUGUUUUUCUGCUAAGGUGGACAGGACAACUUCACCGCAUCAAAGGGACGAUGGACGGGGCCAUGUACCAUCAAAUCUUGGGUGAGAACCUCCUUCCCUCAGCCAGGGCAUUGAAAAUGGGUCGUGGAUGGAUAUUCCAGCAUGACAAUGACCCAAAACACACGGCCAAGGCAACAAAGGAGUGUCUCAAGAAGAAGCACAUUAAGGUCGUUGAGUGGCCUAGCCAGUCUCCAGACCUUAAUCCCAUAGAAAAUCUGUAGAGGGAGCUGAAGGUUUGAGUUGCCAAACGUCAGCCUCGAAACCUUAAUGACUUGGAGAAGAUCUGCAAAGAGGAGUGGGACAAAAUCCCUCCUGAGAUGUGUGCAAACCUGGUGGCCAACUACAUGAAAUGUCUGACCUCUGUGAUUGCCAACAAGGGUUUUACCACCAAGUACUAAGUCAUGUUUUGCAGAGGGGUCAAAUACUUAUUUCCCUCAUUAAAAUGCAAAUCAAUUUAUAACAUUUUUGACAUGCGAUUUUCUGGAUUUUGUUGUUGUUAUUCUGUCUCUCACUGUUCAAAUAAACCUACCAUUAAAAUUAUAGACUGAUCAUGUCUUUGUCAGUGGGCAAACUUACAAAAUCAGCAGGGGAUCAAAUACUUUUUUCCCUCACUGUAUGUUAUCAUUUCUACAUAGUUUUCUGUCUAUUUGUAGAUGUUCAAGAGUAGCCUGGAGUGUUUUUUUACCCCAAAAUAAUCACCUCCAGCUGGCUGGAUUGAAUGGACUCCAGCCCGCGGAGCGUAGUUUGCCCACCCCUGCCCUACACCCUAGGCACCUCUGUAGAUAUGAGAGGAUUGGAUAGAUGUAAGAACCUCAGUAAUAGCUUUAUCUUGUCUUCUGAUUGGCUGGGUGGAAAUAUCAAGUCUGUAUAUCCAAUGUCCUAGGGGUAGGGUCUACGGUUAGAUUUUGUAUUCAGGGUUAAUCUGAUGUCUCUCUCUCUCACUAGACCUGCUCUGUGUGACCUUUGACUUCCACAGGGGAUGAGUCAUCUUCGGAGUGCAGUCCCUGUUCGCCCAUCCCAGACGAGGACAGUGUGGUGUUCAAUAAGCUGACCUAUCUGGGCUGUGCCUCGGUCAACGCGCCCCGCAGCGAGGUGGAAGCUCUCCGCAUGAUGACCAUCCUCAGAGGGCAGUGCCAGCUACCCCUAGACGUCACCCUGUCUGUGCCCGGCGUCUCAGAGGGCACCGUCAGGUCAGGACUGCUUGCCAAACAAACCAACACCGGAGAUUAGUGUGUGUGUGAGAGUGUGUGUGUGUGUGUGUGUGUGUGUGUGUGAGGCUCCUAAAAUCUAAACAAACAAACAUGAGACUGAGACACAAUUGUGGUAAUGCUGUGAUAUAUAGUCGGUAUAUAAUCUAUAUAUAGUCAGCAUAUAGUCUGCAUAUAGUCUACAUACAGUGAGGGGAACAAAGUAUUUGAUCCCCUGCUGAUUUUGUACGUUUGCCCACUGACAAAAAAAUUAUCAGUCUAUAAUUUUAAUGGGAGGUUUAUUUGAUCAGUGAGAGACAGAAUAACAACAAAAAAAUCCAGAAAAACGCAUGUCAAAAAUGUUAUAAAUUGAUUUGCAUUUUAAUGAGGGAAAUAAGUAUUUGACCCCCUCUCAAUCAGAAAGAUUUCUGGCUCCCAGGUGUCUUUUAUAAAGGUAACGAGCUGAGAUUAGGAGCACACUCUUAAAGGGAGUGCUCCUAAUCUCAGUUUGUUACCUGUAUAAAAUACACCUGUCCACAGAAGCAAUCAAUCAAUCAGAUUCCAAACUCUCUGCCAAGGCCAAAGAGCUCUCCAAGGAUGUCAGGGACAAGAUUGUAGACCUACACAAGGCUGGAAUGGGCUUCAAGACCAUCGCCAAGCAGCUUGGUGAGAAGGUGACAACAGUUGGUGCGAUUAUUCGCAAAUGGAAGAAACACAAAAUAACUGUCAAUCUCCCUCGGCCUGGGGCUCCAUGCAAGAUCUCACCUCAUGGAGUUGCAAUGAUCAUGAGAACGGUGAGGAAUCAGCCCAGAACUACACGGGAGGAUCUUGUCAAUGAUCUCAAGGCAGCUGGGACCUUAGUCACCAAGAAAACAAUUGGUAACACACUACGCCGUGAAGGACUGAAAUCCUGCAGCGCCCGCAAGGUCCCCCUGCUCAAGAAAGCACAUAUACAGGCCCGUCUGAAGUUUGCCAAUGAACAUCUGAAUGAUACAGAGGAGAACUGGGUGAAAGUGUUGUGGUCAGAUGAGACCAAAAUGGAGCUCUUUGGCAUCAACUCAACUCGCCGUGUUUGGAGGAGGAGAAAUGCUGCCUAAGACCCCAAGAACACCAUCCCCACCGUCAAACAUGGAGGUGGAAACAUUAUGCUUUGGGGGUGUUUUUCUGCUAAGGGGACAGGACAACUUCACCGCAUCAAAGGGACGAUGGACGGGGCCAUGUACCGUCAAAUCUUGGGUGAGAACCUCCUUCCCUCAGCCAGGGCAUUGAAAAUGGGUCGUGGAUGGGUAUUCCAGCAUGACAAUGACCCAAAACACACGGCCAAGGCAACAAAGGAGUGGCUUAAGAAGAAGCACAUUAACAUUUACAUUUACAUUUACGUCAUUUAGCUGACGCUCUUAUCCAGAGCGACUUACAGUUAGUGCAUACAUUAUUAUUUUCAUACUGGCCCCCCGUGGGAAACGAACCCACAACCCUGGCGUUGCAAACGCCAUGCUCUAUCAACUGAGCUACCUCCCUGCCUGCCAUUCCCUCCCCUACCCUGGACGACGCUGGGCCAAUUGUGCGCCGCCCCAUUGAUGAGGAUAAACUGUAACGCCCUCUGCUGGCAGAGCUCAAUUCAAUGUUGACAAAAAAUGUGAUGUCAGGUGGGACCCUAAUUGCUGUUACACAGGGUUCCAAGGUCAGAGAAUAGAACCCUGGUUGAUGUUGCACAGGGAUCUGUGUAAGAGGGACUAUUUGAUGUUGGAUGCUUUCGGAUCAGUGAAGUCCCAGUUCAAUAAUGGACAUAGUUGUGUCAGUGGGGGGGACCCUAUUUGAUGUUGAGCCGGAUCCUGCGGCAAUGGGUGGUCUUGAGCUCAGCCAAGGCUUUCUCCAGAUCCUGGAUGAGGUGCAUCAGGGUGGCAGGGUCAGUCUGUAGCACCUUAGCACUCUUCUCACCUCCACUCUCCUCCAGGUGCAGCUUCAUACUCAGUGUAGGCUUCACCUGGUGCCUUAGGGCACGACUGGCCAGACCAAAAAAAGCAGACAGGCAGGCAGAGAGACAACAGUCCCUGUACAUCCAGCCUCCACUCCAGGUCGUGGCAGUGAGUGGGUCAGUACACUGAGGAUGUGUCGGAUCUCCUUCAUGUGGUCCAAGUAGAGCUGCAGCUGGUUCAGCUCCUCUGUGAAGCCCAGCACCGAGUCCUGAAAGUCCACCUCAGAGAUCAUGAGUUUGGAGCCUGGAGUGGCCUAGCCAGUCUCCAGACAUUAAUCCCAUAGAAAAUCUGUGGAGGGAGCUGAAGGUUUGAGUUACCAAACGUCAGCCUCGAAACCUUAAUGACUUGGAGAAGAUCUGCAAAGAGGAGUGGGACAAAAUCCCUCCUGAGAUGUGUGCAAACCUGGUGGCCAACUACAAGAAACGUCUGACCUCUGUGAUUGCCAACAAGGGAUUUGCCACCAAGUACUAAGUCAUGUUUUGCAGAGGGGUCAAAUACUUAUUUCCCUCAUUAAAAUGCAAAUCAAUUUAUAACAUUUUUGACAUGCGUUUUUCUGGAUUUUGUUGUUGUUAUUCUGUCUCUCACUGUUCAAAUAAACCUACCAUUAAAAUUAUAGACUGAUCAUGUCUUUGUCAGUGGGCAAACAUACAAAAUCAGCAGGGGAUCAAAUACUUUUUUCCCUCACUGUACAUGUAGGUUUGGUUAGGUGAUUGAUUGAUUGAUUGAUUGAUUGAAGUACUAUGUACAUAUAGGUGGGGGGUGAAAAGCAGAAAGUCCGGGUAGCCAUUUAAUGACCUGUUCAGCAGUCUUAUGGCUUUGGGGUUGAAGCUGUUCAGGAACCUUUUGGUCCCAGAUUUGGCGCUCCGGUACCACUUGCCAUGCGGUUGCAGAGUGAACAGACUGUGACUUGGGUAUAUAGUCUGCAUAUAGGCUGCAUAUAGUCUGUAUAUAAUCUGUAUGUAGUCUCUAUAUAGGCUGUAUGUAGUCUGUAUGUAGUCUCUAUAUAGGCUGUAUGUAGUCUGUAUGUAGUCUCUAUAUAGGCUGUAUAUAAUCUGUAUAAAAUCUGUAUAUAGUCUCUAUAUAGUCUGUAUGUAGUCUGUAUCUAGUCUCUAUAUAGGCUGUAUGUAGUCUGUAUCUAGUCUCUAUAUAGACUGUAUAUAAUCUGUAUGUAGUCUCUAUAUAGGCUGUAUGUAGUCUGUAUGUAGUCUCUAUAUAGGCUGUAUGUAGUCUGUAUCUAGUCUCUAUAUAGGCUGUAUGUAGUCUGUAUCUAGUCUCUAUAUAGGCUGUAUGUAGUCUGUAUCUAGUCUCUAUAUAGGCUGUAUGUAGUCUGUAUGUAGUCUCUAUAUAGGCUGUAUAUAAUCUGUAUAUAGUCUCUAUAUAGUCUAUAUUUUACCUUUACCAAUUAACUUUGGACCAUAACAGCCAUAACCUUACCAGACUGUUUUUCUGCAGGUUGCUGGACCCCCAGACAAGCACAGAGAUAGCCAGCUACCCCAUCUACAAGAUACUGUUCUGUGUGCGUGGUCAUGACGGCACGCCAGAGAGUGACUGCUUCGCCUUCACAGAGAGCCACUACAACGCAGAGAUCUUCCAUAUACAUGUCUUCCGCUGUGAGAUCCAAGAGGCGGUGAGGACCUGCACUACACACACACACACACACACACACACACACACACACACACACACACACACACACACACACACUCACACACACAGAGAUUCGGGGAUGGUGACAGACUGAGACAUCAGCACUUGGACAUACACUUUACAAAAGCCCAGUGGCAAGUCAUUCACUUCCAGUGACUGAGUUGUUUAGCUCCAUGUUGCCUGGGUCUUCCUUCGCCACACUACAGUUCCACACACAUUUGACUGCAUUGUAAAUCUUGAACUGCAGUACCCUUUUUCACUGUACCAGAUUCUUCAAUCUGACAGCACACUUCUCUCAUGCUGCCCACACACAAUGCCCAAACUUUCAUGUUGAGAUGAAAUAUCUCUUCCUGUGUGAGCUGUUUACCCCUCUCUUCCUCUCUACCCAUCACUACCUCUCUCUCUACCCCUCUACCCCUCUCUCUCUCUACCCCUCUCUCUCUACCCCUCUACCUCUCUCUCUACCUCUCUAAACCCUCUACCUCUCUCUACCCCUCUACCCCUCUCUCUACCCCUCUCUCUCUACCCCUCUACCUCUCUCCCCUACCCCUACCUCUCUCUGCCUACCUCUCGCUCUACCUCUCUCUACCCCUCUCUACCUCUCUCUCUACCCCUCUACCUCUCUCUCUACCCUCUACCCUCUCUCUCUAACCCUCUACCUCUCUACCCCUCUACCUCUCUCUGCCUACCUCUCGCUCUACCUCUCUCUAACCCUCUACCUCUCUGCCUACCUCUCUCUACCUCUCUCUAACCCUCUACCUCUCUCUACACCCUCUCUGCCUACCUCUCCUACACCUCUACCCUACUUCUUACCCUCUCUAAACCCCCCUACCUCUCUCUCUACCUCUCUCUACACACUCCUCUUUCCCUACCUCUCUCUCUACCUCUCUCUAUCCCUCUCUCUCUACCUCUCUCUACCCUCUCUCUCUACCCUCUCUCAACCCCUUACCUCUUCUCUACCUCUCUCUACCUUCUCUGCCUACCUCUCGCUUCUACCUCUCUCUACACCACUACUAUCUCCUCUGCACUACCUCUCUAUACCUCUAUGCCAUACCUCUCUCUAACCUCUCUCACCCCUCUAACACAUUCUCUUCUCUCUCUCUCUCUCUCUCUCUCCUCUCUCUACUCUCUGCCUCUCUCUCUCUCUCUCUCUCUCUCUCUCUCUCUCUCUCUCUCUCUCUCUCUCUCUCUCUCUCUCUCUCUCUCUCUCAAUUUAAUUUAAUUUAAGGGCUUUAUUGGCAAGGGAAACUUAUGUUAACAUUGCCAAAGCAAGUGAAGUAGAUAGUAAACAAAAGUGAAAUAAACAAUAAAUAUGAACAGUAAACAUUACACUCAGAAGUUCCAAAAGAAUAAAGACAUUAUAAUGUCAUAUUAUGUGUAUAUAUACAGUGUUGUAACAAUGUGCAAAUAGUUAAAGGACAAAUGGGAAAAUAAAUAAACAUAAAUAUGGGUUGUAUUUACAAUGUUGUUUGUUCUUCACUGGUUGCCCUUUUCUUGUGGCAACAGGUCACAAAUCUUGCUGCUGUGAUGGCACACUGUGGUAUUUCACCCAAUAGAUAUGGGAGUUGAUCCAAAUUGGAUUUGUUUUCGAAAUCUUUGUGGGUCUGUGUAAUCUGAGGGAAAUAUGUGUCUCUAAUAUGGUCAUACAUUUGGCUGGAGGUUUGGAAGUGCAGCCUCAUUUUGUGGGCAGUGUGCACAUAGCCUGUCUUCUCUUGAGAGCCAGGUCUGCCUAUGGCGGCCUUUCUCAAUAGCAAGGCUAUGCUCGCUGAGUUUGUACAUAGUCAAAGCUUUCCUUAAGUUUGAGUCAGUCACAGUGGUCAGGUAUUCUGCUACUGUGUACUCUCUGUUUAGGGCCAAAUAGCAUUCUAGUUUGCUCUGUUUGUUUGUAAAUUCUUUCCAAUGUGUCAAGUAAUUCUCUUUUUGUUUUCUCAUGAUUUGGUUGGGUCUAAUUGUGUUGUUGUCCUGGGGCUCUGUGGGGUCUGUUUGUGUUUGAACAGAGCCCCAGGACCAUCUUACUUAGGGAACUCUUCUCCAAGUUCAUCUCUCUGUAGGUGAUGGCUUUGUUAUGGAAGGUUUGGGAAUCGCUUAAUUUUAAGUGGUUAUAGAAUUUAACGGCUCUUUUCUGGAUUUUGAUAAUUAGCGGGUAUCGACCUAAUUCUGCUCUGCAUGCAUUAUUUGGUGUUUUUCGUUGUACACUGAGGAUAUUUUUUGCAGAAUUCUGCAUGCAGAGUCUCAAUUUGGUGUUUGUCCCAUUUUGUGAAUUCUUGGUUGGUGAGCGGACCCCAGACCAUAAAGGGCAAUGGGUUCUAUAACUGAUUCAAGUAUUUUUAGCCAGAUCCUAAUUGGUAUGUCGAAUUGUAUGUUCCUUUUGAUGGCAUAGAAGGCCCUUCUUGCCUUGUCUCUCAGAUCGUUCACAGCUUUGUGUAAGUUACCUGUGGCGCUGAUGUUUAGGCCGAGGUAUGUAUAGUUUUUUGUGUGCUCUAGGGGCAACGGUUUUGUCUAGGUGGAAUUCUGCCUUUGUGGUUACUGGCAACUGGACUCUUUUUGGAAACCACCCAUUAUUUUGGUCUUACUGAUAUUUUUCUGUCAGGGCCCAGGUCUGACAGAAUCUGUGCAGAGGAUCUAUGUGCUGCUGUAGGCCCUCCUUGGUUGGUGACAAGCACCAGAUAAUCAGGAAACAGUAGACAUUUGACUUCGGAUUAAUUUGACUUCAGAUUCUCCCUCUCUCUCUCUCUCUCUCUUACCGUCUCUCUUCUACGCUCUCUCUCUACCGCUUCUCUACCGCUCUCUCUCUAACUCGCUUCUCUCUCUCUUACUCUACUCGCUCUACUCUUCUCUCUCACGCUCUCUCUCUCUCCGCUCCUCUCUACCCUCUCUCUCUCUCUCUUACCCCUCUCUCUACGCUCUCUCUCUACCGCUCUCUCUCUAUACCUCUCUCUACCUCUCAUCUACCGCUCUCUCUCUACCGCUCUCUCUCUACCUCUCGCUACCUCUCUCUCUCUACCUCUCUCUCUCUCUAACUCUCUCUCUCUCUACCUCUCUCUCUCUACCUCUCUCUCUCUACCUCUCUCUACUCUCUCUCUACCUCUCUCAAUUCAAAUCAAUUCAAAGGGCUUAGCAUAGACAAUAAACAGAAGGGAAACAUUAGUAAACAUUACACUCACAAAAGUUUUAAAAUAAUAUAGACAUUUCAAAUGUUAUAUUAUUGGCUAUGUACAGUGUUGUAAUGAUGUGCAAGUAGUUGAAGUAUGAAAGGGAAAAUGGUAAACAGAUAAAUGUAGGUUGUAUUUACAAUGUUGUUUGUGUUCCAAUGGUUGCCCUUUUCUCAUGGCAACAGGCCACAAAUCUUGCUGCUGUGAUUGCACACUGCGGUAUUUCGCCUAACAGAUAUGGGAGUUUAUCAAUGUUUUAUUUGUUUUCAAAUUCUUUGUGGGUCUGUGUAAUCUGUGGGAAAUAUGUGUCUCUAAAGUGGUCAUACAUUUGGCCGGAGGAAGUGUAGCUCAGUUUCCACCUCAUUUUGUGGGCAGUGGGCACAUAGCCUGUCUUCUCUUGAGAGCCAGGUCUGCCUAUGGCAACCUCUCUUAAUAGCAAGGCUAUGCUCACUGAGUCUGUACAUAGGCAAGGAUUUUCUUAAUUUGGGGUCAGUCACAGUGGUCAGCUAUUCUACCACUGUGUACUCUCUGUUUAGGGCCAGAUAGCAUUCCAAUGUAUUCUGUUUUUUGGUUGAUUCUUUCCAGUGUGUCAAAUGGUUACCUUUUUGCUUUCUCAUAAUUUGGUUGGGUCUAAAUGUGUUUCUGGCCUGGGGCUCUGUUCACAAACACAAACAGACCCCACAGAGCCCUCAGAAACAGCUGAUUGAGGGGACUCUUCUCCAGGUUCAUGUCUCUGUAGGUGAGGGUUUUGUGGAGGAAUGUGUGGGCAUCGCUUCCCUUUAGGUGAUUAUAGAAUUUAACAGCUCUUUUCUGGAUUUUGAUAACUAGCGGGUAUAGUCCUAAUUAUUCUCUGCGUGCAUUGUUUGGGCUUUUGCGUUGUACAUGAAGUACAGUGCAUUUGGAAAGUAUUUAGACCCUUUUUCCACAUUUUGUUACUUUACAGCCUUAUUCUAAAAUGGAUUAAAUAAAAACAAAUCCUCAUCAAUCUACACACAAUACCCCAUAAUGACAAAGCAAAAACAGGUUUUUAGAAAUCUUUGCACAUUUAUUAAAAAUGUAAAACAAUUCAAUUAAUUUGCAAAAAUGUUUGAAAACCUGUUUUUGCUUUGUCAUUAUGGGGUAUUGUGUGUAGAUUGAUGAGGAUUUGUCUUUUUUUAAUCAAUUUUAGAUUAAGGCUGUAACGUAACAAAAAGUCAAAGGGUCUGAAUACUUUAUGGGUCCUACUAGUGAGACCUCAUAACUUUUCAGGCUUCCCAAAUGUUUCCAAUAAAUUCCCAUCAAAGUAGAAUUUCCAUGUAGAAUGUUAGCUUGGCAAAUUUCCAUGUAGAAUGUUAGCUUGGCAAAUUUCCAUGUAGAAUGUUAGCUUGGCAUGAUUCCAGAUGAGGAUUGCAUUUAUGGUCUAGUGCCUUGAUGGUCAACACCUGUUUUAUUCGGGCACGCACAAUAUUCACAUUGAUCUCCUCCUAGAAGUGUGUGUUUGUGUGUGUCCGUGUGACACUGCGAUCUUCUAUAAGUGUGUAUGUUCUGAGUGUCUCUGUGUGUGUGUGUCUCUGGACACUGGUGAGUAUGAGCUGAAACCAGACAUGUUACGUAGUGUAAGAAGAGAGGCAGAGCUGUGUGGCUCAACCUGUGUAAGGGUCAUUAGUUUCUCUACAGGGGAGCGGGAGAUAACCCUAUAGGGAUCACCUAACAUGAGACAGAGAAUUCAGCUCAGCUGACACUCAGUAAACAGAGCCCUGUCUAGAAUGAUACUGUAUCAUGUCUCCCAGUAAACAGAGCCCUGUCUAGAAUGAUACUGUAUCAUGUCUCCCAGUAACUGAAAAGCUCUCAAGGACGCUAAUGGUGUGUGUACGUGUAUGUCGCUGAUCUUCAAUCCGUGUGUGUGUGUGUGUGUGUGUGUGUGUGUGUGUGUGUGUGUGUUUGAACUCCACAGGUCAGCAGGAUACUGUACAGUUUUGCCACGGCCUUUAGGCGGUCCGCCAAGAAGACGCUCCUCUCGGGCUUGGCUCCGCUCCUGACGCCAGACAGCCACGUCUUCACCUUCACCGUCAGUCUAGAGAUUAAGGAGGAUGAUGGGAAAGGGACCUUUAGGUAUGGUGCAUCACAACCAUGUUAGAGGAACAUGUUAUCUAUCUUAUCAAUCUGUACACUAGUGUAAUUGUCCCUAGUCUCUAGGUGUGGUAUGGUAUCUACUAUAUGUUAUCAAUGUGUUAGAACAUGCAAUCUACUGUAUGUUGUCAGUGUGUUUGAACUUGCUAUCUACUGUAUGUUACCAAUGUGUUAGAACAUGCUAUCUACUGUAUGUUGUCAAUGUGGUAGAACAUGCUAUCUACUGUAUAUUGUCAAUGUGUUAGAACAUGCUAUGUUAUCAAUGUGUUAGAACAUGCUAUCUACUGUAUGUUAUCAAUGUGUUAGAACAUGCUAUCUACUGUAUGUUAUCAAUGUGUUAGAACAUGCUAUCUACUGUAUGUUAUCAAUGUGUUAGAACAUGCUACCUACUGUAUGUUAUCAAUGUGGUAGAACAUGCUAUCUACUGUGUGUUAUCAAUGUGUUAGAACGUGCUAUCUACUGUAUGUUAUCAGUGUGUUAGAACGUGCUAUCUACUGUAUGUUAUCAAUGUGUUAGAGCAUGCUAUCUACUGUAUGUUAUCAGUGCGUUAGAACAUGCUAUCUACUGUAUAUUGUCAAUGUGUUAGAACAUGCUAUGUUAUCAAUGUGUUAGAACAUGCUAUCUACUGUAUGUUAUCAAUGUGUUAGAACAUUCCCAUCUACUGUAUGUUAACAAUGUGUUAGAACGUGCUAUCUACUGUAUGUUAUCAGUGUGUUAGAACGUGCAAUUUACAUUUACAUUUAAGUAAUUUAGCAGACGCUCUUAUCCAGAGCGACUUACAAAUUGGAUGAACAGUGUCUGUCCCUUAGCUCCUCAGGGUUAAUGGGAAUAGCAGCAGACAUUCAUAAGCUUCAUGUUGACCUUCCAGCAGAACUCAAUAAUAUCACAGAAAAUAAUAACAUCAUAGACAAUAGAAUUCAACCACCUGGAGAGAGAUAGCUAGCCUAGUGUUACCAACAGGAAAUUGGAUCAAUUGGCCAAGCAGUACCACAGGGAAAGGGGAUACCUAGUCAGUUGCACAACUCAAUGCAUUCAACCAAAAUGUGUCUUCCGCAUUUAACCCAACCCCUGCUGCACCUAGGUCAGUAGGACACACAGUGUCCCAAUUAGGCUUGGGUGGUAUACCGUAUAUACCGUAUAAUGGGUUAUUUGGAAAUAGCCACAGGAGGGUUUUUCAAUACCGUUAAUACUAUUUCUUUGAAGUUUUUAAAAUAAAUGUGAAUAUUUGUUGCUACUUUUUAAGUAAAUCCCUCAAGUCAACUUAUACGUUAGGAGAUAAAGAAGAUCGCAUUCUUCAUUUCACCUGUCACAUAAUGUUUCAUUAUGAAGCUUACCGGUAGUCCCCAGCCACGUGGUGUUUGUUCACAAGCAACGACGAGAGACCAGAGCCUUGUGAGUCACUCACUGUUGUUCAGCACAAGUCAGGUGAUCUAGUUACAGUAUGGAAUUUACAACUAAAUGUUUGCCAGCGAGAUAUCUUAUAACUAUUAAGUUUACUGUCUAAAAUGUGGCAAAUGCUUUGGUUUGCUAAUUUAGUAGCUAGUUAGCUAUCUAGCUAAGUGGUUAACUUCUUCCAAAAUAAAGCUUUGCUUGGUAACAGCAGAAAAUCCCUUCCCGGAGCAAGAGCCUUGCUGUCUAAUAUUUGUUUUGUGCGUGCAGCAAACUGAGAGUAGCAUUUUUUUGUUACUUGUAUAACUUUUGCAUUUAGUUAGCAUUCUAUAUGGGUUUUUACAUGUACUUGUUAGCAUUGCUAACCUUCGGAUUAGAGGCAGAGUGGGGUUUGAAAAUAGCGCUCCUUGUGUUCAGUGCCGGUAUUACCGAAUAUCCCGGUAUUAUAAUAAUAAUAAUAAUAAUAAUAAUAAUAAUAUGCCAUUUAGCAGACGCUUUUAUCCAAAGGGACUUGCAGUCAUGUGCGCAUAAAUUUUUACGUAUGGGUGGUCCCGGGGAUCGAACCCACUACCCUGGCGUUACAAGGCCAUGCUCUACCAAUUGAGCUACAGAGGACCACAUGAAGGUAUGAUAAUCUGGAUACCGCCCAAGCCUAGUCUCAAUACUCAACAGUGGCUUCCUCUCAUUGGCUAGAACCUAUCCUACUAGUGUCGGAUCAAGCCGGGUGAAGAAAAGGAAAGAAGGAAAGGAGACAAGUAAAGGAGGCCACUGUAGAGUAUUGAGAUAAAGCCAUUGCCUCAUUUUCAGUUCUGGCUUGAAAGCAUUUUAAACAUGUGAGAUGGGACGAGGGGUGGUAGAAGAGGUUACAUUAUUUAUCUUCAAAUAUUUUGGUGUGCUACAAGUCCUGUAUAACAUGUUUCAAAGCUGUUGAUAGACUGCUGCAGACAGAUUGACUGAAAGUCUGAAUAUAAUAAUAAUAAUAAGUCUUACUAUAAUAAUACUGACUACAGUAUAUAAUAGUGCUAUCUACUGUGUGUUAUCAAUGUGGUAGAACAUGCGAUCUACUGUAUGUUAUCAAUGUGUUAGAACAUGCGAUUUUAACGGUAUUUUAUCUAUGUGUUAGAACAUGGCUAUCUGCUGUAAUGUAUCAGUGUGUUAAACAUGCUAUCCUACUGUUGUGUUUGGUAUGUUUUAGAACAUGCCUAUGUAUGGUCAAUGUGUUAAGAACAUGCUUCUACUGUAUGUUAUCAGUGUGUUAGGAAAUUGCUAUCUACUGUAUGUUAUCAAGUGUGUUAGGAAUAUGCCUACUACUGUAGGUUAUCAGUGGUUGUAGAACAUGCUAUCGUACUGUAUGUUAUCAAUGUGGUUAGGAACAUUGCAAUCUACUGUAUGUUAUCAAUGGGUGGUUAGAAUAUGCCUAUCUACUGUAAUGUUUAUCACUGUGUUAGACAUGCUAUUUACGGUAUGUUAUCAAAUGGUAUACUGUAUGUUACCAUGUGUUAGAACAUGCAUCUGACUGUUUAUGUGUUAACAUGUUUAACAUGAAUUGUAUGUAUCAAUGUGUAGAACAUGCAAUCACUGUGUGUUAUCAGUGGUUAAACAUGCAUUAUGAUGUGUUAUCAAAUGUAACUCUAUUUACGUAUGUUAUGUUAAAAAUGCUAUGUUCCAUGUGUUAGACAUGAUCUAAACUGUAUCGUACAUGUGUUGUAACUGAUCUCUGUUAGAAUCAGUUUACGAACUGUGUUAUGAAGUGUGUUAGAACAUGCUAUCUACUGUGUGUUGUCAUGUGUUAAACAUGCUAUCUACUGUGUGUGUCAGGUUAAACAUGCUAUCUACUGAUGUUUCAUGUGUUGAACAUGCUACUAUGUGUGUUAUAUGUGUUAGAACAUGCUCUACUGUGUGUUUCAGUGUGUUAAACAUGCUAUCUACUGGUUAUGUUGUCAGCGGUUAUAAAAUGUGUUACUAUCAUCAAUUGAUCUAUUUGUUAUAUUGUUAACAUGCUUUUAUGAUUUCCCUUCAGUUAGAAUAUUACUGUGACUUUAGAACGUUAAACUGCUAUUCUACUAUUUGUUGCAUUUUAAAGGUCUCUAUCCCCUCUCAAAUACAUCAUUGUCUAAUGUUAGCUUUGUAAAUCUCUGCCAUUCAAGAUCUACUUGGAAACAUGUUAAGGAACAAGGCACAUCAAAUUAGCAAUUGUAUUUUUUUGAAGUUCUUACCCUCUCAAUACACCGACUUACUUAAUUUAGUCACCUAAAGACUUGCAUCCAUCCUCGAUCCUGGAAAAUGGCCUUAGUGCAACAAGGAAUGACAAAUAGCCAAAUCGACUUUAUUGAGCCUCUCAGAUAGGAACCAUCCUGACCCAGAUUGACCCAGACAGAGAGAUGCUCCUGUCCCGAUACCCUGGCUUCACAAGGGUGACUCUAGCAGUGACGCCGUGGCCAGGCAACACAGACACAUGCGAAUGCUCUUCAGGCAGGCAUAGAUAGAGGCCUAUGCUCUGGGCUGGGUUUUAUUUUGGAUGAGAGCGGGAUCUGGUCUCUAGAACUAAUUGCUUCUCCUCCAAGGCGCUGUCUCAAUUGCUUAAAUAUCUGUCCCGUUCUCCUCUCCUCCCCAUCAUAGUCUACAGUGUCUUCCUGUCCUCCCCUCCUCCCCGUCAUCUGCACUGAUUGGAAAAGACUGGUGGAAACAACAUGGUGGAGGCUCAUCAGUUCUCUUAGAUCAGAGUGAUGGAGGAGAGGACAGGGGCUGUAUGUAUCAAGUGUCUCAGAGUAGGAAUGCUUAUCUAGGAUUUUGAUCUAAAAGGCUAACCUGAUCCUAGAUCAACACUCCUUCUCUUAAAACAUACUGCCCCAGCUUUUUAAGGCAAUUAAGACAUAGCCCUAAAUCUAACCCGUCCUCCUCCUCCUCAGGCUCUGAUGGGGGUUGUUUCCAAUUCCCACCAAACAAGUCACUUCCCUUAGCUCACAAAUGGCCAAAUACUACACUGGUUGUUUUGAAAACAAAAAUCCCAUCGCUUAUUUUUAGACUGGCAUAUUUCCUCCUCAUUAAGCCUUGGGUUGCUUGUUUGUGGAAUGUUGAGAUCUAAGCGCAGCGUUCACACGCUAGCUAGUAAUACGCAAGUCAUUGCGAUGUUACGCUCCAGGAAUUCCAGAGCAGACACUAUGACUACAGUACUCAGCAAAACUGCAAAGAUUGUAAAGAGUAGUGUUGUGAGUGUGACGAGCUGAAAUUGUCCUUUUUAAGGAACUUGGACGGUCUUACUGUUCAGUCUUCAUCCUCUAAUAUGGUGUUUAUUAGCAAAUGUAUUGGUUUUGUUAAACAUGUAUUUACAGAAUUACUCUUAGACCGGGUGACACUGUUUUUAUUUUGCAGAGUAUCUUACUGUAUGUCACGGAAUCAGCCGAGGCUGCUCCUCCUCCUUGCUCGGGCAGGCUUCGGCGUUCGUCGUCCCCGGAAUACGAGCUGCCACCGAUCUAUGUUUUCUGUGUUUUGACUGGUUUUGUCUUGAUUGUGUACACCUGUUUCCUAUUAUGUUGUAUUGUUUCCCCUAUUUAACCCUCUGUCGUGCAUUGUGUGUUGUGUGUUAUUGUAUUCGUCAUCGGCAGUGUUCGUGUGCGGGUUGUUUUUCCUCCUUGUGUGGAGAUUGUUUCUACUCUGGUUACUUUCAAGUAAAGUACGUUUCCAGUAAGCUCUGUGUCCUGCGCUUGACUUCGCCUACCGCAUUCACCGUCGCUUUCUGACACUGUAUUUACGAUCUCACUAGCUCAUAGCUUCUGUGUGGUGUAUCUAACAGCAUGUUCUAAGGGCCUCGAGUGUGUGCUGUAUAAAUUAUUUGUGUAAUAUUUUGGGAGGAGGAGUCUGCUUUGAUCAGGUUGACUCUUCUUUUUCUGCAGACAUUCAAAACAGAAAGAAUGAUCAGUGCUCGCGUCAUCACGUUAGAUCAAUGAAAUGCAUAAACAAACGCAAAGUGGAAUAUUAUCAUCAUGUGUAUGGUAUUGUGAAUUUCAUGUAGCCCAACGCUCUCAGGGCAAUGAGGCAAGAUCUCUCCCAAUCCCAGCCAAAGCAUUUUAGAGUAAGAACUUCUCUUUUAUUUUUCUAUUUUUCCAGCACUGUGGCGAAAGACAAAGACAAGAACAGCUUCAAGCUGCGUCCGGGAAUGGACAAGAAGGUCGUCGUCUACGUCCAGCAGACGUCCAAUAAGGAGCUGGCCUUAGAGAGGUAACACAGACAGACACCGAUAGAGAGGCCAAUGCAGACAUGACACAGUGUACUGUACAUUUCUCCCUAAGUCUCGCCACCACCGAGAAUUCUCAGUCUGGACGUCUCCCUGCUAUUCAUAACAGGCCGUAAUUCAGUUAUAAUUGAUAAACAACCGCUGUUUAAUGUCCGUCUGUUUCCGAGUUGAAGUGUCCCAGUUUAGCCAUGAGGAUGUUUCUGUUCUGAGCCUGCUAAUUCUCAACGGUUAAUAACGUUGUUUUUAACCGCCGUCAUCUCAUUUCAAUGGCUCUUUGUUAUUUUACACUUCCUAUACUGGGCCGGAAUUGGAGAGCUCUGUUAUCUUCUGUUAUUUAAUGCUCUGGUCUGUUUUAUGAAGGAUAUAUCGCUAGCUAGCCUGAUACUAUGUGGGGGAUGAAUCUGCUGAGGCUUUCCACCUGGUUCCACUCUUAUGAGGUGUGUGUGUGUGUGUGGUCUGUGUUUCCGCUCUGUGCGUGUGCUCUUGUGUGUGUGUGUGUGUGUGUUCUGUGUGUGUGUGUGUUCCAGGUGCUUUGGCCUACUGCUGAGCCCAGGGAAGAACGUGAAGAACAGUGACAUGCACCUGCUAGACCUAGAGUCGAUGGGGAAGUCCUCCGAUGGGAAGUCCUACAUCAUCACAGGGAGCUGGAAUCCCAACACACCCCAGUUCCAGGCUGUCAACGAGGAGACACCCAAAGGUACAGCAGGCCUAACGGCCAUCAUGCAGUGGUGUCCAUAGCUUGUUAUGUAGUGCCAACUUAACGUUGUUAUUUUUCCUGUCUGUGUAUGACCACGAUUCUAAGUAUAAUGACCCUAGAUAGUUCAUAGCCGACCGUGACCGUGGCUGACUCUGGCUGUGUCAUGAAUGUCUGUGGAAUGCGGUAGGCCAGAGUCAAGCGCAGGACACAGAAUGAAAUGAAAAUCUACUUUACUGAAUAGUAAAGAAACAAGCAAAACCUCCAAACACAGGGAGGAGCAAACCCGCUCACAAACGACACUCGUAACAAGUAACAAACACGCACAACACACAGUGGGGGCGAACAGGUUAAAUAGGGAAUGACAUCAUACUAUAAUGGGAAACAGGUGCGCAACACUAGACAACAAUCAGGUGAACAUAGAAACAUAAAACAUAGAUCGGCAGCAGCUAGUACUCCGGUGACGACGAACGCCGAAGCCUGCCCGAGCCAGAAAGAAGGGCAGUCUCGGCAGAAUCCGUGACAGGCUAAUAUCAUCUAGCUACAUAGCUACGACCACAGCUACUGUAUACCGGUUAUAUCGAGGAUGUUUGUGUUCCAGAUACGUUAAUGUACAGGUCCACAACUUUAAGGUUUACAUUGAUGAGUGUUGGGUUCAAGUUUAUGUACCUGACCACAGUUCUACGGGUUUCUUUAAGGGUUAUAUUGAUGGCAGUUAUGGGUUAUGUCUAACAGAUAAACUUAUCUAUAUGACGACGGCGGUGGACCUGGUGAUCACUGAGGUGGAGGAGCCGGUUCGUUUCCUGCUGGAGACCAGGGUCAGAGUCUGCUCCCCCAACGAGAGGCUCUUCUGGCCAUUCAGCAAACGCAGCUACACCGAGACCUUCUACCUUAAACUCAGACAGGUGAGAGGUUCUACCUGAAACUCAGACAGGUGAGACAGACACUACCGUUCAAAAGUUUGGGGUCACUUAGAAAUGUCAUUUUUUUGUCCAUUUAAAAUAACAUCAAAUUGAUCAGAAAUACAGUGUAGCUGGAAAGGGCUGAUUUCCAAUGGAAUAUUUACAUAGACGUACAGAGGCCCAUUAUCAGCAACCAUCAGUCCUGUGUUCCAAUGGCACGUUGUGUUUGCUAAUCCAAGUUUAUCAUUUUAAAAGGCUAAUUGAUCAUUAGAAAACCCUAUUGCAAUUACAGUUGAAGUCGGAAGUUUACAUACACUUAGGUUGGAGUCAUUAAAACUCGUUUUUCAACCACUCCACAAAUUUGUUGUUAACAAACUACAGUUUUGGCAAGUCGGUUAGGACAUCUACUUUGUGCAUGACACAAGUAAUUUUUCCAACAAUUGUUUACAGACAGAUUAUUUCAAAUAUAAUUCACUAUAUCACAAUUCCAGUGGGUCAGAAGUUUAUAUACACUAAGUUGACUGUGCCUUUUAAACAGCUUGGAAAAUUCCAGAAAAUGAUGUCAUGGCUUUAGAAGCUUCUGAUAGGCUAAUUUACAUCAUUUCAGUUAAUUGGAGGUAUACCUGUGGAUGUAUUUCAAGGCGUACCUUCAAACUCAGUGCCUCUUUGCUUGACAUCAUGGGAAAAUCAAAAUAAAUCAGCCAAGACCUCCAAUUGUAGACCUCCACAAGUCUGGUUCAUCCUUGGGAGCAAUUUCCAAAUACCUGAAGGUACCGCGUUCAUCUGUACAAACAAUAGUACGCAACUAUAAACACCAUGGGACCACGCAGCCGUCAUACCGCUCAGGAAGGAGACGCGUUCUGUCUCCUAGAGAUGAACGUACUUUGGUGCGAAAAGUGCAAAUCAAUCCCAGAACAACAGCAAAGGACCUUGUGAAGAUGCUGGAGGAAACAGGUACAAAAGUAUCUAUAGCCACAGUAAAACGAGACCUAUAUCAACAUAACCUGAAAGGCCGCUCAGCAAGGAAGAAGUCCACUGCUUCAAAACCGCCAUAAAAAAGCCAGACUACGGUUUGCAACUGCACAUGGAGACAAAGAUCUUACUUUUUGGAGAAAUGUCUUCUGGUCUGAUAAAACAAAAAUAUAACUGUUUGGCCAUAAUGACCGUUGUUAUGUUUGGAGGAAAAAGGGGGGCCUUGCAAGCCGAAGAACACCAUCCCAACCGUGAAGCACAGGGGUGGCAGCAUCAUGCUGUGGGGGUGCUUUGCUGCAGGAGGGACUGGUGCACUUCACAAAAUAGAUGGCAUCAUGAGGAAGGAAAAUGUUGUGGAUAUAUUGAAGCAACAUCUCCAGACAUCAGUCAGGAAGUUAAAGCUUGGUCACAAAUGGGUCUUCCAAAUGGACAAUGACCCAAAGCAUACUUCCAAAGUUGUGGCAAAAUGGCUUAAGGACAACAAAGUCAAGGUAUUGGAGUGGCCAUCACAAAGCCCUGACCUCAAUCCUAUAGAAAAUGUGUGGGCAGAACUGAAAAAGCGUGUGUAGCAAGGAGGCCUACAAACCUGACUCAGUUACACCAGCUCUGUCAGGAGAAAGGAAAUUCACCCAACUUAUUGUGGGAAGCUUGUGGAAGGCUACCUGAAAUGUUUGACACAAGUUUGAAAGGCAAUUGAAUUGAAAGGCAAUGGUACCAAAUACUAAUUGAGUGAUGUAAACUUCUGACCCACUGGGAAUGUGAUGAAAUAAAUAAAAGCUGAAAUAAAUCAUUCUCUCUACUAUUAUUCUGACAUUUCACAUUCUUAAAAUAUAGUGGUGAAUCCUAACUGACCGAAAACAGGGAAUUAUUACUAGGAUUAAAUGUCAGGAAUUGUGAAAAACAGAGUUUUUAAAUGAAUUUGGCUAAGGUGUAUGUAAACUUCCGACAUCAACUGUAUGUUAGCACAGCUGAAAACUGUUGUGCUGAUUUAAAGAAGCAAUAAAACUGGCCUUCUUGAGACUAGUUGAGUAUCUGGAGCAUCAGAAAUUGUGGCUUCGAUUACAGGCUCAAAAUGGCCAGAAACAAAUAACUUUCUUCUGAAUCUCGUCAGUCUAUUCUUGUUCUGAGAAAUGAAGGCUAUUUAUUCCAUGCGAGAAAUUGACUAGAAACUGAAGAUCUCGUACAACGCUGUGUACUGAAAAUGUAUGCACUCACUAACUGUAAGUCGCUCUGGAUAAGAGCGUCUGCUAAAUGACUAAAAAAAUAUAUACAGUGGGGAGAACAAGUAUUUGAUACACUGCCGAUUUUUAUCAUAGGUACACUUCAACUGUGAGAGACGGAAUCUAAAACAAAAAUCCAGAAAAUCACAUUGUAUGAUUUUUAAGUAAUUAAUUUGCAUUUUAUUGCAUGACAUAAGUAUUUGAUACAUCAGAAAAGCAGAACUCAAUAUUUGGUACAGAAACCUUUGUUUGCAAUUACAGAGAUCAUACGUUUCCACGAGGUGAGAUCUUGCAUGGAGCCCCAGACCGAGGGUGAUUGACCGUCAUCCUGAACUUCUUCCAUUUUCUAAUAAUUGCGCCAACAGUUGUUGCCUUCUCACCAAGCUGCUUGCCUAUUGUCCUGUAGCCCAUCCCAGCCUUGUGCAGGUCUACAAUUUGAUCCCUGAUGUCCUUACACAGCUCUCUGGUCUUGGCCAUUGUGGAGAGGUUGGAGUCUGUUUGAUUGAGUGUGUGGACAGGUGUCUUUUAUACAGGUAACGAGUUCAAACAGGUGCAGUUUAAUACAGGUAAUGAGUGGAGAACAGGAGGGCUUCUUAAAGAAAAACUAACAGGUCUGUGAGAGCCGGAAUUCUUACUGGUUGGUAGGUGAUCAAAUACUUAUGUCAUGCAAUAAAAUGCAAAUUAAUUACUUAAAAAUCAUACAAUGUGAUUUUCUGGAUUUUUGUUUUAGAUUCCGUCUCUCACAGUUGAAGUGUACCUAUGAUAAAAAUUACAGACCUCUACAUGCUUUGUAAGUAGGAAAACCUGCAAAAUUGGCAGUGUAUCAAAUACUUAUUUUUUAUUGGUAAAUUGGUAAAUUUACAAACAUAAAUCAUGAUAAAUAGAUUUGAAACUUGUAUCUCAUUAUGGUAUAUGGUGAAAUAAGUAUACCCAGUUUUAAUUGUAAUGGCUUAGCAGAUAAUAACAAAAGAAGAACAAUAUUUACAUGGCUCAAAGAGAAGGAAUAUAAUAUCUAUUGUUUACAGGAAACUCAUUCAACAACUCUAGAUGAAGUUGCGUGGAAAAAUAAAUGGGGGUGCGAAAUAUACUUCUCCCAUGGGCAAAGAAACUCAAAAGGGGUGAUGAUAUUAAUUAACAGUAAUUUCGAUCCGAAUGUGCAAAUUGUCCAAACAGAUACGCAAGGUAGAUGGAUUAUUUUAAAUAUGUUAUUGGACCAUAAACAGAUAUGGCUCAUUAACCUUUACGGACCAAAUAAUGAUGAUCCACACUUCUUUGACAAUAUAUAUAAUAAAUGAUCAACUCUUCAAGCAAUUCAAGACUCUAAUAUUAUGGUGGGAGAUUAUAAUACCGUUUUUAAUAGCUCAAUGGACCGUAAAGGAAAUCACACUACAAUCAAUCACCCUCAUGCUCUUAAAAUCGUGAAUGUCAUGGAUACAUUAGAACUAGUAGAUAUAUGGAGGCUUAAAUAUCCUGAUCUAGUGAGAUAUACAUGGCGGAAGACUCAAUCAAGCUAGUCGUCUUGACUUCUUUCUUAUGUCAUUCUCGUUGGCACCAAAAGUUUAAAAAGUGUUGAUAGGGGACAGAAUGCGGUCAGACCAUCAUAUAAUUGGCAUAUACAUUACUCUUACUGAAUUUCCAUGUGGGCAAGGAUAUUGGAAAUUUAAUCAAAGCCUAUUGGAUGAUAACUUGUUUUUAACUAGAACAGAGGAAUUUAUAACUGAUAUUUUCCGACAUAACAUAGGUACAGCAAAUCCCCUUAUUGUGUGGGACACCUUUAAAUGUGCCUUUUAGUGGCCAUGCAAUUCAGGACUCAUCUUGAAAAGAAAAGCAAUUUAGGUCAAGUCCAUACUAACAAAGGAAAUAGAAGGUCUAACAGAAUAUAUAGAUAGCAAUAAAAACUGUAACAUAGAGACUCAGAAUAAUUUAGAGGACAAACAAAAAGAAAUUGAGAAAUUUAUUCAAGAAAGAUCAAGUGUAAUAUAUUAUAAAAAUAAAACAAACUGGAUGGAAUAUGGGGAACAAUGCACCAAAUUAUUUUUUAAUCUUCAACAUAGGAAUGCUACCAAAAAUAAUUUACUGAAACUGGUUACAAAUGACGGAGUCACCCAUGAUUCACCAAAUGAUAUUUUGAAGGAGGAAACAAAGUACUUUAAGCAUAUGUUUUCGUUUCAGUCGCCUCCAUCUCCUCUAACUGAAGCUAAUUGUAGAGAUUCUACGACUGUAAGUCGCUUUGGAUAAAAGCGUCUGCUAAAUGGCAUAUUAUUAUUUAUUAUUAUUAUUCUAUUGAUAAUGUAAAAUUAACAGCCAUACAGAAAGACUCAUGUGAAGGUGAAAUUACAGAGGAGGAACUUCUGGAUGCAAUUAAAGACUUUAUGUCCGGGAAAACUACAGGGUUGGAUGGCAUACCAGUCGAGGUAUACCAAACCUUUUUUUGAUAUACUCAGAGGAUCGUUAUUAGCAUGUUUUAACCACUCCUAUGUAAAUGGUAGAUUAUCAGACACUCAAGAAGAAGGUCUGAUUUCAUUAUUACUGAAACAGGAUACAAGUGGAAAAUAUAAAGAUCCAGUCCAUUAAAAAAAUUGGAGGCCCCUUACACUUCAGUGUUGUGAUGCAAAAAUUCUAGCAAAAUGUAUAGCGCAUAGAAUUAAAAAGGUAUUGUCGGACAUUAUUCGAUCUAAUCUGACAGGUUUUUUACAUGGAUGAUACAUUGUAGAUAAUAUAAGGCAAGUACUGGAAACAAUAGAACACUAUGAAAAAUCUGGGAAACCAGGCCUGCUAUUCAUAGCAGACUUCGAAAAGGCAUUUGAUAAAAUACGACUGGGUUUAUAUAUAAAUGCCUGGAGCAUUUCAAUUUUGGAGAAUCUCUUAUAAAAUGGGUUAAAAUCAUGUAUAGUAACCCUAGGUGUAAAAUAGUAAAUAAUGGCUAUUUCUCAGAAAGUUUUAAACUGUCAAGAGGAGUGAAACAAGGUUGUCCACUAUCGGCAUAUCUAUUUAUUAUGGCCAUCGAGAUGUUAGCUAUUAAAAUCAGAUCCAACAAUAAUAGUAAGGAUUAGAAAUCCAGGGCUUAAAAACAAAGGUGUCAUUGUACGCUGAUGAUUCAUGUUUUCUUUUAAAUCCACAACUUUAAUCCCUCCACAGCCUCAUAGAGGAUUUAUAUACAUUUUCUAACCUCUCUGGAUUACAACCAAAUUAUGAUAAAUGUACUAUAUUACUUAUUGGAUCACAAAAAAUACAAUUUUACAUGACCAUGUAGUUUACCAAUAAAAUGGUCUGAUGGUGAUGUGGAUAUACUCGGAAUACAUAUCCCAAAUGAAAUAAGUGAUCUCACUCCAAUACAGUUUAAUAGAAAGUUAGCAAAAAUAGAUAAGAUCUUGCUACCAUGGAAAGGUAAAUACCUGUCAAUUUGUGGAAAAAUCACCUUGAUUAACUCUUUAGUAUUAUCCCAGUUUACCUAUUUGCUUAUGGUCUUGCCUACGCCUAGCGAACAGUUGUUUAAAUUAUAUGAGAAAAAAAUAUUCCAUUUUAUUUGGAACGGCAAGCCAGACAAAAUGAAACAGGCCUAUUUAUAUAAUGAAUAUGAAUUCGGAGGACAGAAGUUAUUAAAUAUUAAAGCAUUAGACCUAUCACUAAAAGCUUCAGUAAUACAAAAGUUAUACUUAAAUCCGAACUGGUUCUCUAGCAAAUUAGUAAGAUUGUCUCACCCAAUGUUCAAUAAUGUCCUUUUUCCCUUUAUUCAGAUUACAACCUCUCACUUUCAGUUAUUUGAAAAGGAAAUAAUCUCCCAAAUAUCACUAUUUCUAAAACAAGCCAUAGAAAGUUGGUUGCAAUUUCAAUUUAAUCCUCCAGAAACGACAGAACGAAUAAUGCAUCAAAUAUUGUGGUUAAACUCCAAUAUACUAAAUCAUAAAAAAAAAAUUGGGGGUUGGACAAAAUGUUUUUUAAAAUGUAUAAUCUUCGGAAAUGAUAUCAUCGGUAGGACUGGUGGAGUUAUGUUGCACAUGCAGCUAACAAAAACAUAUGGAAAUGUCUGCUCUACCCAAAAUUACAACCAAAUAAUUGCAGCAUUACCGCAAAAAUGGAAGAGGAAAGCUGAAGGGGGAAUAAGUAAGGAACUUGUCUGUCGGCCUUGCAUUAAAGAACAUAAUUGGUUAAAGAAAACUGUGAUAAAUAAAAAAGUAUACCAGUUACAUUUAAGGACCAAAGGAUUGACAGCCGUCCCAUAUAGAUUGCAAAAUAGUUGGGAAGAGAUUUUUGACGUACCGAUCCCAUAGCAUAGUGUUUAUGAACUGAUACACAAAAUGACGCCGGAUUCAAAACUUAUAAUUUUUCUAUUUAAAUGAUUAUAUCAAAUUCUUGCUACCAAUAGAAUGUUAUUUAUAUGGGGGAUACAAUCAUCCCAGCUCUGCAGAUUUUGCUGCGCAGAGACAGAAUCAUUAGAUAAUUUGUUUUGGUACUGUCCAUUUGUAGCUUGUUUUUGGACACAGGUCCAGGAAUGGCUAAAGGAUUGCAAGAUUUACCUGGAGCUAACCCUGCACAUAGCAUUACUGGGUGAUCUGAAAAGUCAUAGUCAAUUGAUCAAUAAUAUAAUAAUACUUUUAGCAAAAAUGUUUAUUUUCAAUUUACAAUCUGUAGAAACAAUGAGAAUAGAAAGGUUCAGAACUUUUGUAAAAUAUCACAGUACAGUUGAAAAAUAUAUGGCAAAUAGAAAUCCAAUAUGGAUGGUGUUAAUAGAUAGAUGGGUGGUGUUGAAUGGAGUUGAAGGAUUGGACUAAUAACAACUAACAACAACUAAUAACAACAAGAUAACUAAUGUAAAGCAUACUGUGUCCAUAAUAAUAAUAAUAUGCCAUUUAGCAGACGCUUUUAUCCAAAGCGACUUACAGUCAUGCGUGCAUAAUUUUUUUUGUGUAUGGGUGGUCCCGGGGAUAGAACCCACUACCCUGGCGUUACAAGCGCCGUGCUCUACCAGCUGAGCUACAGAAGACCACGUAUAUAGGUUAUAGGUUGAGAGCUUUUGUGAAAGAGCACAAUUAGAAAUAUAUGGCAUAUAGAAGCAAACCGGAUGGACAUCAUGAAAAUGAUCAGAGAGGUUGAGGAUAGAGGAAGUUCAGGAGUAAAAACAAACAAAGUAGAAUUAUUGUAAAAUUGACUGUGUCCAUAAAAUAUAUACACUGCUCAAAAAAAUAAAGGGAACACUUAAACAACACAAUGUAACUCCAAGUUAAUCACACUUCUGUGAAAUCAAACUGUCCACUUAGGAAGCAACACUGAUUGACAAUAAAUGUCACAUGCUGUUGUGCAAAUGGAAUAGACAACAGGUGGAAAUUAUAGGCAAUUAGCAAGACACCCCCAAUAAAGAAGUGGUUCUGCAGGUGGUGACCACAGACCACUUCUCAGUUCCUAUGCUUCCUGACUGAUGUUUUGGUCACUUUUGAAUGCUGGCGGUGCUUUCACUCUAGUGGUAGCAUGAGACGGAGUCUACAACCCACACAAGUGGCUCAGGUAGUGCAGCUCAUCCAGGAUGGCACAUCAAUGCGAGCUGUGGCAAGAAGGUUUGCUGUGUCUGUCAGCGUAGUGUCCAGAGCAUGGAGGCCCUACCAGGAGACAGGCCAGUACAUCAGGAGACGUGGAGGAGGCCGUAGGAGGGCAACAACCCAGCAGGACCGCUACCUCCACCUUUGUGCAAGGAGGAGCAGGAGGAGCACUGCCAGAGCCCUGCAAAAUGACCUCCAGCAGGCCACAAAUGUGCAUGUGUCUGCUCAAACGGUCAGAAACAGACUCCAUGAGGGUGGUAUGAGGGCCCGACGUCCACAGGUGAGGUUGUGCUUACAGCCCAACACCGUGCAGGACGUUUGGCAUUUGCCAGAGAACACCAAGAUUGGCAAAUUCGCCACUGGCGCCCUGUGCUCUUCACAGAUGAAAGCAGGUUCACACUGAGCACAUGUGACAGACGUGACAGAGUCUGGAGACGCCGUGGAGAACGUUCUGCUGCCUGCAACAUCCUCCAGCAUGACCGGGUUUGGCGGUGGGUCAGUCAUGGUGUGGGGUGGCAUUUCUUUGGGGGGCCGCACAGCCCUCCAUGUGCUCACCAGAGGUAGCCUGACUGCCAUUAGGUACCGAGAUGAGAUCCUCAGACCCCUUGUGAGACCAUAUGCUGGUGCGGUUGGCCCUGGGUUCCUCCUAAUGCAAGACAAUGCUAGACCUCAUGUGGCUGGAGUGUGUCAGCAGUUCCUGCAAGAGGAAGGCAUUGAUGCUAUGGACUGGCCCGCCCGUUCCCCAGACCUGAAUCCAAUUGAGCACAUCUGGGACAUCAUAUCUCGCUCCAUCCACCAACGCCACGUUGCACCACAGACUGUCCAGGAGUUGGCGGAUGCUUUAGUCCAGGUCUGGGAGGAGAUCCCUCAGGAGACCAUCCGCCACCUCAUCAGGAGCAUGCCCAGGCGUUGUAGGGAGGUCAUACAGGCACGUGGAGGCCACACACACUACUGAGCCUCAUUUUGACUGUUUUAAGGACAUUACAUCAAAGUGGAUCAGCUGUAGUGUGUUUUCACACUUUAAUUUUGAGGGUUGACUCCAAAUCCAGACCUCCAUGGGUGAUACAUUUGAUGUCCAUUGAUAAUUUUUGUUGAUUUGUGUGUCACGCACAUUCAACUAUGUAAAGAAAAAAGUAUUUCAUAAGAUUAUUUCAUUUCAUUUCAGAUUCAAGAAUGUGUUAUUUUAGUGUUCCCUUUAUUUUUGAGCAGUGUGUGUGUGUGUGUGUAUAUAUAUAUAUAUAUAUUUAUAUAUAUAUAAUAAUAUAUAUAUAUAAUAUAUAUAUAUAGUGUGUUAUAUAUUAUAUAUGUAUAGUAUGUAUAAGCUGGAAGUAGAGGCUAACAUUGUUGUUCACUAGUUUACUCCAAUUAUGAAUGGUGGUGGGUUGGAAGUAUAAAGGAAUAUAUAUUUUUAAAUAUGGAUUGUGUAUAUAUCUAUAUAUAUAUAUAUAUAUUAUAUAUAUCUAUAUAUCUAUAUCUUAUCUAUUUGUGUGUGUGUAUCUAUCUGUGUGUGUCUAUGUAAAAAACCAUAUGGGGGAUUUGCACGUGAUGCAGCACAAUUCUUGAUUGACGUUACAUUUAUCUGCAGACUGUCCCAGGCGUUGUAACUUCAAUCAUGUAUUGUCUGCCUCACUUCAAAUCCCCCUCGCUUUAACUAUUGCAGAUAAAUUGUAACUUCCAAUCAAUGUAAUUGUCUGCAUCACUUCAAAUCCCCCAUAUGUUUUUUACAUACCACACACUAUCCUAUAUACAUAUAUAUAUAUAUAUAUAUAUUAUUAUCACCACACCACACCACACCACACACACACACACCCACACACACACCACACACACCCACACACACACACACACCACAUACAUACAUACAUACAUACAUACAUACAUACAUACAUACAUACAAUACAUACAUACAUAUAUAUAUAUAUAUAUAUAUAUAUAUAUAUAUAUAUAUAUAUAUAUAUAUAUAAUAAAGUAAUAAAGGGAAAUAUUAUUUUUAAAGGAUAUGUGUGUGUGUGUGUAUAUAUAUAUAUAUAUGUAUGUGUGUGUUGUGUGUGUGGGCAUAUAUAUAUCUAUAUAUAUAUUAUAUAUAUUAUAUAUGUGUGUAUAUGUAAAAAACAUAUGGGGGAUUUGAAGUGAUGCAGACAAUUACAUUGAUUGAAGUUACAAUUUAUCUGCAAUAUUAAAGCUGAUCUAUCCCCCCCCCCCCCAAAAAAAAAAAAAAAAAUCCUCAGACAGGUGAGACAGAGCUUCAAGCUGAACCUCAGACUGGUGAGACAGAGCUUCUAGCUGAACCUCAGACAGGUGAGACAGAGCUUCUAGCUGAAACUCAGACUGGUGAGACAGAGCUUCUAGCUGAACCUCAGACAGGUGAGACAGAGCUUCUAGCUGAACUCAGACAGGUGAGACAGAGCUUCUAGCUGCGACUGAGACAGAGCUUCAAGCUGAAACUCAGACAGGUGUCAGACCUUCUAACUAAAACUCAGACAGAUGAGACAGUUUUAAUCACUUAAUAUCUGACAUCAUCCUAUAUUUAUAUUAAUUGUACCACACUGAAACCAAAACUCAUUUUUCCUGGCUUUCAUUGUUGUGCUAUUAAUAAUAUAUCUGAACAUACCUUUUAGUGUUAAUUUAUGUCAACCCAACAUGAAUUGUGAGAAGGCUAUUUUUUAUUUUCUUUGACAAUGUAACUGCUAGUUAAAGUGGUCACCUAUUGUCUUGAGCCUGUAUGGAACUCCAUUUCCCUCCUCCUUCCCAGACAGAGCGGAAGAGAAACAACACCAAUCCAAUGCUUUUAGAUCCAUGACAGGAAGGGUGUAUGUGACUCUUUACCCUGCUCCCUCCAGAUGGGAUGAAACAGGUUACUGAUUGUCUCCACCCUGUACAUGACUCCUUUCCCACCUUCCCAGAUGGAGCGUAAGAGGAACAAGGACACCCUGUACGAGGUGCUAAGCCUGGAGAGUGAGUUAGAGAGGGAGAGGAAGAAGACGACAGCCAGCCCCAACAUCCUGCAGUCUUCCUCUCAAGGAUCCAUGGUGUCAUCGCCCCCCGAGGAUGACGAGGAGGAAGGUGACUGACUGAGCUACCAUACAUUUAUUACAUUUAUUUUUACCAAAAAGUCCCAUUGAGGCCAGAAGAGCUCUUUCCCAUUACAUUGACAUUUUAGUCAUUUAGCAGACGCUGUCAUCCAGUGCAUUCAACUAAAGUAGGUAAAUCAAUCACAUAUCACAAUAAUUGCAAGUAAACCCUGCGGUCUGCAAGUCAGUACUAGUAAGAGUUCAUCCUGCAAUCUGCCUCCCACUGCUCUAUGGUGCCAUCACCACGUGACGAUGACGAGGAGGAAGGUGACCGUCUGAACAACCCUCUCAACCUGCCCUUCUAUGCGGUCUUUAUAAUCCAACCCAAGCAAUCCAACAUUCAACAGUACAUUUACAUUUGAGUCAUUUAGCAGAGCGAUUUGCAAUCUAAAAGUAGCUAAAACAACCACAUAUCACAAUCAUUGUAAGUGAAACUUUUUUCAAAAUAGCCUCUUUCUGCUAAAGCAGUGCUAGUAAGAGUACCUUCUUGCCUUCCAGUCUCUGUAGCUCUCUCCCAAUUCAACCCCUAGCCUCUACCCCCUAGCCUCCACCCCUAGCCUCCACCCCUAGCCUCUACCCCCUAGCCUCCACCCCUAGCCUCUACCCCCGGACUCUACCCCCUAGCCUCUACCCCUAGCCUCUACCCCCUAGCCUCAACCCCUAGCCUCCACCCCUGGACUCUACCCCCUAGGCACUUGUUGAGUUCUGAGAGGAUUAGACAGGUGUAUGCAGUAAGGCAGAAAUUCCGCCUAGUCAAGCCUCUCAAAUCCAGAAAGCUGAACUUAAAAAAAUAAAUACAGAUUUCCAUUUUCCAUUACAAAACAUUUUGCUAUGAUGUGCACUACUGAACACGCCCUGUCUGUUUGGGGAUUGGGUGGUAGUCUCCCUUUCUGUUUGGGGAUUGGGUGGUAGUCGGUCCUUGUCUGUUUGGGGAUUGGGUGGUAGUCUCCCUGUCUGUUUGGGGAUUGGGUGGUAGUCUCCCUGUCUGUUUGGGGAUUGGGUGGUAGUCGCCCUGUCUGUUUGGGGAUUGGGUGGUAGUCUCCCUGUCUGUUUGGGGAUUGGGUGGUAGUCUCCCUGUCUGUUUAGGGAUUGGGUGGUAGUCUCCCUGUCUGUUUGGGGAUUGGGUGGUAGUCGCCCUGUCUGUUUGGGGAUUGGGUGGUAGUCUCCCUGUCUGUUUGGGGAUUGGGUGGUAGUCGCCCUGUCUGUUUGGGGAUUGGGUGGUAGUCUCCCUGUCUGUUUGGGGAUUGGGUGGUAGUCUCUCCCUGUCUGUUUGGGGAUUGGGUGGUAGUCUCUCCCUGUCUGUUUGGGGAUUGGGUGGUAGUCGGUCCCUGUCUGUUUGGGGAUUGGGUGGUAUUCGGUCCCUGUCUGUUUGGGGAUUGGGUGGUAGUCUCCAUGUCUGUUUGGGGAUUGGGUGGUAGUCGGUCCCUGUCUGUUUGGGGAUUGGGUGGUAGUCUCCCUGUCUGUUUGGGGAUUGGGUGGUAGUCUCCCUGUCUGUUUGGGGAUUGGGUGGUAGUCGGUCCCUGUCUGUUUGGGGAUUGGGUGGUAGUCUCCAUGUCUGUUUGGGGAUUGGGUGGUAGUCGGUCCCUGUCUGUUUGGGGAUUGGGUGGUAGUCUCCCUGUCUGUUUGGGGAUUGGGUGGUAGUCUCCCUGUCUGUUUGGGGAUUGGGUGGUAGUCUCCCUGUCUGUUUGGGGAUUGGGUGGUAGUCUCCCUGUCUGUUUGUGGAUUGGGUGGUAGUCUCCCUGUCUGUUUGGGGAUUGGGUGGUAGUCGCCCUGUCUGUUUGGGGAUUGGGUGGUAGUCUCCCUGUCUGUUUGGGGAUUGGGUGGUAGUCUCCAUGUCUGUUUGGGGAUUGGGUGGUAGUCGCUACCUGUCUGUUUGGGGAUUGGGUGGUAGUCUCUCCCUGUCUGUUUGGGGAUUGGGUGGUAGUCUCCCUGUCUGUUUGGGGAUUGGGUGGUAGUCUCCCUGUCUGUUUGGGGAUUGGGUGGUAGUCUCCCUGUCUGUUUGGGGAUUGGGUGGUAGUCUCCCUGUCUGUUUGGGGAUUGGGUGGUAGUCUCCCUGUCUGUUUGGGGAUUGGGUGGUAGUCUCCCUGUCUGUUUGGGGAUUGGGUGGUAGUCUCCAUGUCUGUUUGGGGAUUGGGUGCAGAAUAUGUGAGUGGAGCGAGUAGCGGAGCGUGCUCAAUUUGACUGGAACGCGAUUCCUAAAGGCUGGAGCGUCGGCCUUCUCGCCCGCUCCAAUUUCGCUCCAGUAGCGCUCACUUCACGAGCUCAGGGCAUGCCCGGCCCAGCAUGCAUUUGUAGUCUACUUGUUUGCUGCCAUAGCCCCUUGCUUUAGCUACUGUCAUGGAGUUUGCUAAAUAUUUUCAUAAAGAAACUGAUAAAACACACAGGUGAAAAAUCAAGGUGACUUACAAAGAUGAGGACCAAGAGCAAGAGAGGGAGUGCGGUGAUGUAGUGUCCACAACUAAAGAAUCAUUGUGGAAUCUGAAAAGACACGUAUCCUGAAAGCAUGAUGGUGUACUUACUACAUGCACAUGCUAAAAGAAAGGAACGAGGUGGGUAGAUAACUAAGUGGGUCAUUGUAGCAAAGUAUUUAUGAACUAAAAAUCAGAUCUCUUAAAAGUUUCGUUAAUUUUUAUUCUAUUAUCUAUACAAUAGGCCAUCAUUGAUUUUGGCCCAAUAGGCCUGGCAUAUUCCCACUUUCAAGGAGCUUUCCGUUUUGAUUGGGCUAUUUUGCCUAAAAACCUUUAGGCCUACCUAUAUAAAAAAAUACAAUAAAUAAACUCUGCAUCUCUGUCCAGCCUGGCAAGAGUGGCCCGAAGGGUGUUUAGCAUCCACAGUGGCUCUGCAAGCGCGGAGAGGAUAUUCUCCGCUGAAGACCUGCUCUCCAGGCACCAUCACAUGAACCUGAAGCCACAGACUCUGGCCAAACUGGUGUUUCUAAAAAUGAAUGCAAAGGCUCUGUAGACUGAGCCUAAUCAGGCAUUUUUUGUUUCAUUUGUAUUUCAUUCUAAAUAAGUCACAGCAUAUAUGAGCAAAUUAUUGACUAUAAUGAUUUAGUACAACAAAAUGUUGUUUAAAUGCUGAGUGUUUUAUGUUCCUACCAGCCUGGUGUCGCACUCCCAAAUGCUUCACAAUGUAUUUCUUUGUUGUCUAUAGCCUUGAAAUAAUUGAAAUAAUAUAGCCUAAAUAAUUAAUUGUCAUUCCUUCUUAGGCUCCCUGUCUGACUCCUGACCUAUUUAGUGUUUAUAUGCUGUUUAAUAUGACAUGUAGCCUAUUUGAAAUGAUGAGCGCUUCUUACAUUCACCUUUUCAUGUUUAUUAAAAUACUUUUAAUUCAAAUCCAUAUGGUUUGGUUUCAAUACUUCAAAACCAAAUGGAGGUCCAGGUAGUCACAAAAAUAGAUGGGUGUUGGUUAAAUUGUGAUUUUAAUGAAUGGAGCGAAUUCGGAGCAGCAGUUUUGUUUUCCUCUGAGCGCGGAGCGGUUUUCAGCAGAGCGGUUGGAAAGGAUGUGGAGCGCAGAGCGGUGCUCCAUGAGCGGGAUUUCCGACCGCUCAACUCCGCUCUCAUGCUCUGAUUGGCUGGUAGUCUCUCCCGGGCUGUUUGGGGAUUGGGUGGUAAGACUCUGCCUGUCUGUUUGGGGAUUGGAUGGUAGUCUCUCCCUGUCUGUUUGGGGAUUGGAUGGUAGUCUCUCCAUGUCUGUUUGGGGAUUGGGUGGUAGUCUCUCCCUGUCUGUUUGGGGAUUGGGUGGUAGUCUCCCUGUCUGUUUGGGGAUUGGGUGGUAUUCUCUCCCCAACUGUUUGGGGAUUGGAUGGUAGUCUCCCUGUCUGUUUGGGGAUUGGAUGGUAGUCUCUCCCGUCUGUUGUGUGGUAGUCUCCUGUCUGUUUGGGGAUUGGAUGGUAGUCUCUCCCUGUCUGUUUGGGGAUUGGGUGGUAGUCUCCCUGUCUGUUUGGGGAUUGGGUAGUAUUCUCUCCCCAACUGUUUGGGGAUUGGGUGAUAGUCCCUCCCUGACUGUUUGGGGAUUGGGUGGUAUUCUCUCCCUGACUGUUUGGUGAUUGGGUGGUAGACUCUCCCUGACUGUUUGGGGAUUGGCUAGUAGUCUCUCUCUUUCUGUUGUGUCUUAUUAUACUCCCUGUACAGUAUGUACUUUGCUAGUCAUGAUCUAUGACAGCUAGGUCUAUUUGUCUGUCUCAGUGACAGUGCCCCCCCACUGUGUUUGUCUCCUGUCUAGCCAGCCUGUUAUCUACCCUAGUCUCUCUCUGCAUGACUGUUGGUGUAAGUCGCUAUACAUACAGCAUGUUUAUUUACUCUAGCCCAGGCUCAACUAUGUUGAUAUGUCAACCCUUUGUCUCUGUGUGCAUCUGAAAUGACACCCUAUUCACUAUAUAGUGCACUACUUUUGACCAGAGCCUGAUGGGAAUAGGCUGCCACUUGGGACUCACUCUCAGUCUUUGUCUCUGGAGCAGAGCAUAAAGAUGAAUUUAUUUUGCAAGAUGGACAAUAAAGUUGUGUUAAAUUUUAUUCUGUCAGACAAUGACGAGCCAUUGCUGAGUGGCUCAGGAGACGUGUCAAAGGAGUGUGCUGAGAAGAUCCUGGAGACCUGGGGAGACCUGCUGUCCAAAUGGUGAGUGACAGACAAGUCUGUUUGUAUCUGGAAUGUGAUGACAUACCUUGCCUUCAUGUAAAUCAUAGCACCACCCACUGGGGACAAACUGGUUGAAUCAAUGUUGUUUCCAUGUCAUUUCAACAUAAAACAUUUUAUGUGAUGAUGUUGAGUCAACGUGGAAAACUGAUUGGAUUUGCAAAAAGUCAUCAAUGUAAGGGAAUUUAGUGUUUUUUUCACCCAACUUUUAACCUAAAUCCAAUGACAUGGUUCAAUAAUUUUUUUAUUUCACUUUGAAUUCAGGUAAGUUGACAACUCAAUCAAAUACCAAUCCAAACUAGAUGUAGAACUGACGUCUGUGUCCAGUGGGCAGUGUAUUUUGCACUUCUCAUCUUCAUUUAGCUCCACAUUCAAAGUGGUGUUAAAGAAAAAAUUAACCAUAAAAUAACAGAGAAUUAGACCACCUGCUGUACCAGUCUGGUAAAUAAUAACCAAAAGCACCACCAGGUAGCAGGCUCUUUCCCAAUGAAUAUAUCUGUACAGAGAAAGUAGCUACCAGAGCUGGCGUUUAGUUAGUGUGCCUUACCAUCAUGGUAAGAUAGCGCCAUACUGACUGGCUGCCGUUUUGCAAGCUCCGACACAACUUUGCUAUUUUGUGAUUCUUUUGGCGUUCAUCUUGUGUUCUUAUUUUUCUAUCUCGGGUUUUUGUUCUACCUUAUGUUAUUUUUAAUACUACAUUGAUAUUGAUUACUGCAUUGUUGGGUUCAGAGCUUGCAGAAAAGGCAUUUCACUGUACUUGUGCACGUAAUAUUAAAACUUGUAACGAUGCCUGUGGGCCUGUAGAGCUCCCUGCCGACCUGCUGGCCAGGUUGCCAGGAGAAGGAUUGAUGUGGUGGGCUUUUAAUGUUCCUGUCGAUCGGUCAGCAGAGGCAUGUCAGGGAGAGAGAUGAAGGGACUGAAUGUUGAGCAGCACAGUGCUGGGGUGGCCCUCUAG
Molecule: messenger RNA, 46823 nt
Organism: Coregonus sp. 'balchen'
Lineage: Eukaryota; Metazoa; Chordata; Actinopteri; Salmoniformes; Salmonidae
Source: the annotation of a GenBank genome assembly